GUAGAACAGUCAGUAAGUCUCACCUAGAGGCUGCAGCAGCCGGCUUCUCUGAGUGCAAUGCGCUGCCUGCCCAGCCAGGCUUGACUUCCCAGUUUCUCUCAGCAACCAACCUACACAGGAAUAACUGCUCACAUUCUCACUGACACACACAGCUGCAACGGUGAGUUUAGUAUUCUGCAUUCUGUCCCUUUUCUGCUUUUUAAUUUUUGCACCAUAUUUCAUUAUUCAGCUUUAACUAUUUUCUUACCUCCUUAUCUGCCCCAAGUUUCUUUAGAUUGUGCUGUGUUGAGACUUGAUGCUGACUAGCACUAUGAUCAUGUAUGUUACAUGUAUGAUUGCAGGAUCAGUCAUGAAUCCCUGCUCCCCUUAUCUGGAUUUCUCACUGGUUAGGGAUGUAUGUAACAUGUAUGUUUGCAGGAUCUGUCAUGCAGCCCUGCUCCCCUUAUCUGGAUUUCUCUCUGGUUAGGGACGUAUGUUACAUGUAUGAUUGCAGGAUCAGUCAUGCAGCCCUGCUCCCCUUAUCUGGAUUUCUCACUGGUUAGGGACGUAUGUUACAUGUAUGAUUGCAGGAUCAGUCAUGCAGCCCUGCUCCCCUUAUCUGGAUUUCUCACUGGUUAGGGAUGUAUGUUACAUGUAUGAUUUCAGGAUCAGUCAUGCAGCCCUGCUCCCCUUAUCUGGAUUUCUCACUGGUUAGGGAUGUAUGUUACAUGUAUGAUUGCAGGAUCAGUCAUGCAGCCCUGCUCCCCUUAUCUGGAUUUCUCACUGGUUAGGGAUGUAUGUUACAUGUAUGAUUGCAGGAUCAGUCAUGCAGCCCUGCUCCCCUUAUCUGGAUUUCUCACUGGUUAGGGAUGUAUGUUUGCAGGAUCAGUCAUGCAGCCCUGCUCCCCUUUUCUGAAUUUCUCUCUGUUUGGGGAGAGAGAAGGGGGGAGAGGGGAGGAGGGUAGCAGAGAGGAAUGUCUGCCACCCAGGUCUCUGUCACCCUAGAAAUACUUGGGAGACUUAAUUAGUUUAACGGGACCAGGAGGCUAAGUGUGAAAGAGGCUCACAGUCUGCUUUUAGUUUGGGCACCAGUUGCUUAAUUAACCCUUCACUCCAAAGAGUCCUCCUGUACCUUGCUCUCUACCUCCCUCUGCCGACCGUGUGGCUGCAUUGCGAUUUAAAGUGUUGCUUCAAUAUAUAUUUUAUUUAAUAUUUUAAAAUGUUCAUAUUUAUGUAUUUGUAUGUUUAGAAUAGAUUGUAUGCUUCUUGUUGUGGCAUGUAAAGCUGGCUUUAGAAGGGUUUUUUUUUGUUUGUUUUUUGUUUUUUUAACCAGCUGAUUUCUGUUUUGGCAUGGCCAAAUACUUAAACUCUACUCCCCUGAGUUCACAGCUUCAUCUGGCGCCAGGCGUGUUAACUAUAAUGGACUUGUUGAGCUUAUUGAAAACAAAAGUCGAAAAUAAAUUGCAUUUCCCCUGGGAGUUUGGGGGAGGAUAAAGUCUGUUGGUUAAAUCGUAUAUUACUUAAAUGGAAGUAGAGGUUAAAGAGCACAGCGCCCCCUGUCUUCCUGAUUGCUUUACAAGCUGUUCAGGGCUGGGUGCUUGUGUGUAUUUUGUGUGUGUGUGUGUAUUGUAUUGUCUGAUUGUGUGUCUGAAGACUCUCAGUAUUGCUUUCACAUGUAAUGCCAUGUAUCAAACUCUGUCAGAAGGGAUGAUCUGGAAACAUUUAUUUUGCUUGGAAAUAGGAUUCUCUAAAGGGGUCAUAAAGCAGAUUUCAAGGUUUUAGAAAUACAAGAUUGUAGCAUUUGUAUCUAUGUAAAGAGAAUGGCAUGAUUCAGAUCUGCACACCCCAUUGCUUUCAGCAUAGCUAGAAAGGCUGCACAGCCUGUGUCUAUGAUUCUGUUUAACCUGGCAAUGCAAUGUUAUUUCUGGGGGUUUUAAAUUGCUCACAUGCCUAUUUAAGCAACCAAAGGGGGAUUGUUCUGUGGAUCAAGACUCUUGCAUUUGAGGGUUGGCAUCCAGCAGAGUUUCAGUUUGCCAAACCCUUAGCACUAAAUAUGCCAGUAGAUGCAUCUUCGUGUGUGGAAGACAGACCAAUAAAAUUCAGUUUUUGUCAAAUAAGGACAUAACUAACUUCGUGAUUCUGUUUAACCUGGCAAUGCAAUUGUUAUUUUUAUUUAUUAAAUUGCUCCAUGCCUAUUUAAGCAACCAAAGGGGGAUUGUAUCUGUGGAUUCAAGACUCUUGCAUUUGUUGGCAUAGAACAAAAGCUAUUGUGCACGUGUGUCAGAAUAAAAAGGUUUAACUAACUUCUGCUUAUUUAUUGGCCUUCCAAAACUCCCAAUAAAACCUAAAUUUAAAGGUGUUGGAUAAACAAAGCUUUGUGACUGGAAUAAGGUUUUCUUCUGCAUUGGUUAUUUAUUUUAUCUAUUUUUAUUAUUUCACUUAGCUGCUAGUGAGCAAACACAAAAUGUCUGUAAACUGUGGUCCCCUCUGCUUUUUUUUCUUUCCUAUAUCCAGUUACUUUUAUAUAUGCAGUGAAUGCCUUCUAGAUUUGAUGUUUGUUGCAUGCAUCUGUGACAGUACUGAUAGAGGUGUGUGUACAUAUUAUGGAUUGCAGGAAUAUAUCAUCUUCUUGUCUGUAUACUGUGGAUGUUCAAUGAUUCGGAGUAUCUUUUGUGUUCCUCUUCUGUUGUGGAACUUGCAUGCAAUUAGCAAUGUGUGGGGCUGUGCUGUUAUAAACAGAAUGUGAAUUUUGCUUAUUUACCUGUAUUCCAAAUGCAAUGUACUAGAUAGCAUGACCCUGAAAUGGUUACAAUUUGUUUCCACUAGACAAACACACAAAUUGUUGGUUUGUGAAAGCAGUGAGUGACUUGUCAGAAUUCUGGAAAUGUUUUGAAAAUAAUUAAUCACAUUCCAAUGCUAUGUUAAUGAAUACUUCUUAAAUGGGACCACGUUUAACCCCCCCCUCCUUGGUUUUUCCCUCUUGUUUAGACAAAAGGUUUGAAUUUUCAGAGAUGUAGAUUUGUUUAAUUUUUUUUCAUGUCUGUGCACAUUACUUCAUAUAUUUUUAAUGCACACAUGCAGCCCCACAGAAAGCCUGCCCAUCUGUCUUUUUAACAGGCCGAGAUUAUAAGAGGGUGUGAGUUUCAGACUCCAGAUGUGACAGCUGUUCCCUGUCACUUGGAUGACAACUGGUCUUUUUCCAAUAACUUUCUUAUCCCCUAUGUAUGUUUGCCGUGGUGUCGAUAAUGCUUUGUCCUCUACCAAAAGUGUACUUUUUUUUUAUUUUUUUUUAUUUUACAUUUUAAUAUAUAUUCUCUAUCUACAAACAAUAAUGCUUGCGUCUCUUUCUGUUAUGAGACAUUUAUGCCAAAUGAAAUUCCUGAUUCAGCUAAAUGUUUUUGCUUUUGUGACGUCUUUUUGGAAGGUUCCAAUUUCGAAUGAGAAUGGAAUAUAUAGUUGGGUAGAGAUAUUAAACAGUGACUAUCAAUCUCUCUCUAAAUUCGUCUAUUUAGUCUAUUGCCAGUGUGAUCUCUGCUUAUAAUAAAGCCUUGGCCUUGAGGAGCGUAAUCUGUAAUUCUUCCUCCACUGGGGGUCUGAAGAGAGAGGAUGUAGCUGAUUGCGAAAAGAGACACUCUACAAUCAACUUGAGACACAGGGGGUUUCAGCUGGGGGUCUUUUCUGGGAUCAAGGAGGAUAACAAAAAAAAAAAUCUGACGUUAAAUAUGGUGGCUAGCCAUUCACAUUUUCUUUGCCUGAGGAAUAGUGUAUACAUGGAGAGACAGAAGUGAAUGUUUAUCUAGAAUGGAAUGGCCUCUCUAGAAAAUAUUUUGAUAAUGUCACAUGGUGUUCUAUAGAGAGUAACUAUCUUGGGCACACUGGAUUAUUUUUUUUUUUUUCUCCUUUCUUUUUCAUUGUCUGUGAUUGUGAGUGAAUAUAGUGGCAAUUCAAGGUUUUCGUUUAACAAGAAAAGCAAUUAAUAUAGCUGAAGUGACAGAUUCAAUCAGCGCAGCCACAAAAGGCAGAGACAAAACAGUUUAUCAUGUUUUAUCAUCUGAGUGUAAGGAGUUGCAGUUUGUCUGCUUUAUAAUAGGACCAGUUAUAAAUGACCACUUAAUAAUAAAAAAUAAAAAAAAUCUGUUGAGGAGGGGGUCUUUAUCUUUUCUCUCCCCAUCCCCUCCACUCAAAAUUAAUGGUUUAACUAUUAAAAUUAGAGGCAAAUGUAUGUUAGAAAGCAGUGAGUCUCAUUUUUUUUUUAUUUUUUUUUAUUUAUAUUUUUUUUUAAACCCUAUUAUUUGGGUUAUUCACUACACUGGGAAUUAUCUCAGCUUUAACCAGGAGUUGUAGUUUGUAGGAUAAACUAACAGCUAAUGUUGCAGUUUGGCUAUUUUGGCCUGACUGUCUUGUCAUUUCUCAACCGAUGAGUUUAGUGGUUGAAGCUAUAUAAGGGCUGAAAUGGGGGCAUCAUUGAAUCUCAUUAGUUCAUGACCCCAGGCCUACUUGGCAUAUGUAAAAAAAAAAAAAAAUAAGAGAACUCUAUGGGAAAUGUCAUUGUAUUGACCUGUAAUAGCUGAAAGAUCUUCAUCAGCCCUUUUGUGGGAAAUAUUUUUCGGGACACCAUUUGAAUAAUAUGUAUGCUAUGUACAACAUCUGCCCUUGUAGUCUGAUUCCAAAUAAAGAGAAGUAGUAUUACCCAGACAGGGCGUAGUUAUUUCACAAAUAAAUAUAAAAAGUGUAUAAUGUAUUAUAUAUGUUUAAAGUGAUGUGUAAGCUAAGUUCAGCUUGACAUCAUGAAAACAUGUUUUAUAGAAGACUUUUCAAGAACGUAUAUUGCAAAAACUGAUAACUCAUCUAAAGUCUGCUAGAAAAAGCAAUAUGGCUGGUCUGGAACUUUGUACUAUUUCAGAUUAUGGUGAUCAAUGGUUCCUAUUUAUUUAACCCCCUUAAGGACACAUGACGUGUGACAUGUCAUGAUUCCCUUUUAUUCCAGAAGCUUGUUCCUUAAGGGGUUAAAGGAAUUGCAUGGGCACCAUGACAACAUAAUCAAAAUGAAGUUGUUAUAGUGCUUAGAGGUCCCUGGGGCUCUUUUACCUGAAGGAAUUAAACCAUUUUAACCAUAGAUGUUGCUCUACAGCCCCAGAUUACCCGUUGCCUGGCGAAAUCUGGUUUCUUCAACGCAGUUUAGGAAACGUGGGGGGAGGGGGAGAAUACUUUUUUCACUAACCUGAUUCCAGCACUGAUGUCCUUUGGUGCUGGGUCGGACUCCUCCUCUGACGACGUCAUGGUGAUCUGGAAACCGAAUGCGUGAGUGCCACUCGCACGUUGGGCCUUAACGAUAGAAAGCAUUCAUUCAACGCUUUCUUAUGAUUUUUUUUUUUUAACGCUAGAGGUUCCCAUGCAAAGCGUGAGGACAUCCAGUGUCGUCUCGCAGAGUUAAACGCCGUGAUACUGCAGGAAGUGCCUCUAAUGUCGGUCUUCCAGACAGCCACUAGACACAAUCCAAACCCUGCAAUGUAAAUAUUGCAGGUUCUCUAAAACGGGCAAAGACACGUCAACCCGAACACUUUAAUGAGAUGACAUGGCCUGGGUGCUUUAAUGUGUUCCUUUAAGGUAAGACUUCGAGCGUUCAAAAAAAUCAUUGAGAUUAAGUUAUUUUAAAGUAGAGUCCCUCUAAAGUUUCCUCCAUGAACAGAAAGAACACAUCAGGAAGAGACUCUUCUACCAUAAACCCCGCAGAGCUAGCUGCUAAUCUGUGCAUGCACACAACUCUGCUCUUUCUGCAUACUACAUAUGCAUGCGGUGUAUAGUUAAAUGCAUUAUAUACAUACGUAUGUUUGUAUAUUUCCCGAGUUAAAUAUUGAUAUCCUUCUGAACUCUAAAUCUGUGAGGGUGUUUUUUAUUUUAUUUAUUUUUUUUAAUUUUUUUUUUUUUUUUUUAUACUAUACACGAAGCAACAAGUGAACUACAAAUAAGAUUAUUUCCCUGCUGGAAUUACUGUAUACUGGAUGAGAUUUCUGUAUGAAUAAUCACUUACUAUCUUGUUAUUGACCUUGCUGUACACGGAUUUGUACAUACAGGACUGUAUUUUUAUUAAUAUUAGCACUUUAAGCAGAUAUUAAGCACAUGGUAAUUUUUUGGCACUUGUCACUUUAAGAUUAUAUAUCUUCACUCUCGUGAUAUAGAAAUUGGAGUUGUAUUCAGGUAUAUGGAAAUGUUCUGCUAAUAAAUCUUUAUAUUUUCUUUAUGUUGAGUGCGGUAUCAAUUUUUGUAUUUUGGGUGUUUUUUUUUUUUUUUUACCCUCUUCCCUAUAAUUUUUACAUAAUUUUAUACUGGGCAGAAAGUGUCACAGGACAGCAGACAUUUCUUUGUCAGACACUUCAAAGUAAAAUGACUGUGUUACUGAAAUGGGGGACUCAAAAUAUCAAGCUUUGCUGUGGCUCACACACUGUAAAUUACCUGACUAAUCCGGUUUCUUUUUUUCCCAAUGCUGUUAUCAUUUUGAAGAGAUCUGUAAUUAUUGUUAAAUAAUUGCAUAGUCCUCUCUCCUUUCAAGGCCCAUUGAAACAAGUUCUGUGUUUUAGCAUGCUUUAAUCAUAAAGACUGUUCCUCCUUAACUAACCCUGAUUGCAUAAUUAAUGCUUAAAAACACCCAGUUGAAAUCUUUAGUUUGGAUUGGAUUUUUGAAAUUAGAUUUUUUUUUUUUUUUUUUUUAAUAAAAUUAUGAAGGGUGUUCAUGUAGGUACUUGCAGUAUACCGGAUAUUUUAUACCAUUUGAGUUAGGUUUUUUACGCAGACAUAAUUUUGUAAUCUCAGAUCCAUUCCUUCAAAGUGUCACUCUUUAAGAGAGGUAGUCCCUCUUUUGGGCUCAGAUUCCUUUUUCCCCCUCACUCUCAUAAUGUCCUUCUAUGUUAGGGGUUUCAAAUCUUUGGUGUGUAGGGGUGUCUGUGUGUUACAGGGGUUUCACAGCAACAAAACGAACAGUAAUGAGUCUUUAAAUUACAGUAAAGAUAACAUUUAUGUUUAUAUUAUAUGGCAUAAAUUAAAUUUUGGUAGCAUACAUGAUUAUCAGUAGGUUAGAAAGUUCCCUUUAAAUGACUAUGAAGAGAAGAUUUCCAUGGACAGAACUCUAGCCACACCAUAAAAAUUAAAACAUUAUUUUGGCUAUUUGAAACGUUGGCAGGCACCGCAUUAAAAUUGGAUCCAUAACGUAAAAUGUUGGCAAAUCAAAGUUGGUUAAAAUAGGUGAUUCGUUGAAGAAUUGCAGAUCUUUAAUUUUAAAUGACACAUUUUUGCAAAACUCAAAACACAUUUAAAUCUCUUUAAAAUCCACACCGUCUCACUUUCACACACACCAUGAUCACUCAACAGUUUUCAGAUCAGAUGUGAUUGUUUUUUCUGUUGUCGUUUCAAAGUGUUGGCCUUUCCCUAAGAUGACUUCCGUCAAUUUAACAAGGUUCCUUUCUAGCAAUGGAUCAAUAGCUCCUGUUAAAUUUCAAGGCCACUAGAUGUGUGUGGCUACUUGCACAACAGAAAUGGCUUCUAAACUAGCAGAAAUGUAACUUGAAACUUCAGAUCCUAGAAUUCUUGGUUACAUGAACUCUUCUUGGUCAUGGUGAAAUGUAGAUGUAUUUUGGGGGGGAAAGGAGAUGUGCAGGGUUGUAAUAGUUAAUAAUAUGCAUAUUUUUUACCGCAAUUUAAUCCAAUGAGAAACCUGACUGCCAGGUUUUUCUUCAUUUUCUUUUUCUUUGCACAAUACAGUUGGCUAUCAAGUUUGGAUUCAUCUACUGCCAGUGAAACAACAAGAUUAUUAAAUCUUGUGGGUGUGGGAGGAAAUCACAGCAAAUGUAUCCCAUAAAAGAAUUAAAAAACAAAAAACUUAAGUCUGUCUGCUGCGGAAGUUAUAAUGCUGUGGGCAUUGCUGCUAUCUACAACACACAGAACAUUCUAAGGGGAAAAAUACCAGUUGGUGGGAGAACAGUUGCAUGCUGGGAAGUAUUUCCUCAUGCACACGGCCAAAAGAAAGUGAAAGUGCACUUUUAUAUUAAAAGUAUUCUAACUACUGCCUUGAGGUUUUGACGUUCAACACGUGUCCAGCAUUUGUAUGUGUAUAUAGACACAAUAGUAGUCUGGUGUGGCUCUCAAGGGAAUAGAUUUGGCAAACUCUAGAUCCACAGUAUGGUGCGAAGGACCACAGUCUUCAAAUUGACAAUUAAAAGUAGAAAAUCCACAGGUUUAACUGGAUGGAAACUUCAAACUAGAUUUAUUAGAAACCGGAACACAGCAGAUUAUACAACGUUUUGGCGUCAAGCAUCAAUUGUUCUCUCUACCACGAGUAGCCAUCCUUGGAGACUUAACCAGUCUCUCCCCGUCUCUCAAUUUCUGCGAGUGUGGAACAAUUUCGACACUGGGUAUGCGAACAUCAGAUAUUAAAACAUUUUAUAGAGCGAAAGGGUGAUAUUCUGGAAUGGGCAUUAUGCAGAGCUAGAGAACAUAAGGCGCAACAACCUGUGGCCGCUACUAAACAAAUGGACUGAAUUGUAUUUCCCCAAGUUUUCAACUCUAAAUCCCACCUCAUAGCCAGGGCAGUCAAAAUAAAUUGGCAGAUUUUAGAAGCUGAUGAUCAGUUGCCUUAAAUCCUCUCCAGUCCCCCAGUGGUCAGUUAUAAGAGGGGUACUCACCUCACGGACAUAGUACACACUCACUAGUUCUACCAAUGCCUGAAAAUAAAGAUUUAUAAUAAUUUGGGCUACACUACAUACAGCCAUGUGAUUCCAGGUAGGUCAUUUCUUUGCCCCAUUUCGGGCUAAGGUUACAAAAUUAACCAUCGGAUUAAAUGCGUGACUGAGUUUGUCACCUACAGCAUUUUAUGCUCUUGUGGAUUGGCAUAAGUGGGAAAAACUAAAGAUAGUCUUGGGGAACGUUUUGCGAACCACAAGUCAUCCAUUCGGAAUGGAUAUAAAGAUAUUAAGGAUACCUUUCGUAGAGCCAUGGGCCAUCAGUUGGCCACUUUGAAAUGUACAGGGAUUGACCAUGUCCAGAUUCCACGUAGGGUGGAGACAGGGACAUCAAAUUGCUUAAGAAGGAAGCAUACUGGUUAGAUCUUUACGUUGGACACUGUGUUUCGGGAAGGCCUUAAAAUUCCCCCCCAUUGUUUCUUACCCAAAAGAUGAAUUACCGGUAUUUAUUGCGUUGUUCAUAUCUUUGUUUUGUUUGAUUAUGGAUGCAAUAAGCCCACUCUGGUAAAGUAUUGUUUAGGUGGCUUACCCCUAUAUGAGAUGUGUUCCCUCUGUUGGGUAAUUUGCUUUUCUGAUGGUAUUUAAUUAAGUGAACAUAUAUAGAUUUUCAAACUCUUUAUCAUCUGUGGUAGUAACCAGCCUUUGUAACACUUUGUUAUGUUUACAAUGUAUCAUUGGCACUUUUUCUAUAUGUUUUUAGAACUCACCUGUAUGUUUCAUUGUUCACAGCUUAGUAUGGGUGGCUGCUAUAUGAAUCUGUACUUUGCACACCUGUUUAUUACUCUAUACAUUACCUGAAUGUGUUCCACCUGCGCCUCAUUGUACACAGUGGGGGUUUUAGUACCAGUUUCAUACCAUAUGAAGAACUAAUGUUUCACCUUGUUUUUGUUUGCUGGGAAUAUUUAAAUUAAAUGGUUUUUAUCCUCACGAAAGUCCAGUUUGUGGGACUGAAAUAAUAUAAAAAUGCUUGGGCAUAUCUGAGCAAGACCAGUGAGUGUACUCUCUCAUUAUUUAUAUAUUUGAUUAUUUAUAUCUGUGUAUAUAUAACAUUUUGUUAAAAAUAUGGAAGAUGUGGCAAAAUACUUCCUAGAAACAUAAUAAAAAUAAUAAAAAAACAUAUUUUUUUUUUUUUUUUUUUAAGCAGCAGAUUCUUUUUAUUUGUUUGUUUUUACUUAUGGGUUUUCUUUUUCAGCUGUCUCUUAUCUGAAUUUUAGAUCCUGUAGAUUGCAAUUAAGUUCAUUUGACAUCAGCAACGAUUCUGUUUGAAAUGUUUCCAGUUACACAGAUUAUUGGCAGCAACAGACAGUUGCACGCCAGAAAAAGCAGUUCCAAGUGUUCGCAGUCAGUCAGAUUGUAAUUUUAUUUUUAAUAAAGUCUGUAUAACUCAUCUGAUGUCGUCUUUGUUUCAUAUUCAAUCUUUUCUUUUUGUAGUGCUUGUCUGUCCUGUCAAAAUCCCAAUUUUGAAAUCAUUUUAGGUAGAGCAUACAUAUCUGCUUUAAUUCUUAGAAAGAUAACCAGCAAGGUCAGAUGUUUAAAGGGAAACAAAGUUGUUUUCCUGGAACUAUAGCUCCCUAUAGUGCCCCUCUCUACCCGUGGUGCAGAAAGGGUUUUUAAAAAGUCACCUGAUUCCAGCGCUGGUUCAGACUCCUCCCCCACCGUCAUCUGGUAGGGGAGACUUAAUGUGCAUGCACGGCAAUGGGCGCACUCACAUAGUAUAAGGCAUUUCUACGGGGUUUUGGGUGACGCUGGAUGGCCUCAUGCAUAGCGUGAGGACAUCCAGCAUCAGGUGACCACAAAGUCGCCGUAUGACCCAAAAGUCCCUCUAGUGGUUGUCUGGGAGACAGCCACUAGAGAUGGAGUAACCCUCAAAGGUAAUUGUUGCAAUUUAUUAAAAACUGCUAUAACUAGAUUAAGUGACUGGGGUCUAUGCACCCAGACCAUUUCAAUGAGCUAAAGUGGUCUGGGUGCCUAUAAUGUCCCUUUAGCAGUUUUACUGUUCUGUUAUGUGUUAUUUUGUCUUAAUUGGUCAUAGUAGGACAUAGAAACAUAGAAUGUGACGGCAGAUAAGAACCAUUCGGCCCAUCUAGUCUGCCCAAUUUUCUAAAAACUUUCAUUAGUCCCUAGCCUUAUCUUAUAGUUAGGAUAGCCUUAUGCCUAUCCCAUGCAUGCUUAAACUCCUUUACUGUGUUAACCUCUACAAAUGGUCUGUGACCAGGUUAACCAAGAUGGCAGGAUCAAUGAUAUAAUUAAUGGAAAAAUAGAUAUGUUUUAUACUGUUAAGGGAUUCCCAGGUGGUAUUACUGUGUAUUCUAGAAAUGCGUGUGUUCUUGAUCUACUUAAAGGCAUUUAUUCUGUCAUGCCUGUAGCAGGGUCAAUAGUGUUUAGACGUCACGGAGGGGGCAUACAGCAAAACUACCACUCCAGAACACAAAAUGCAAACAAAUUAAAUAGUUCUCUUGUUCUUAAGAAAUUUUGGUAAUUUUUAUCAAGUUUUGGACUCUCUUAAGAUUCAACCACCUCAAGUCAUUGUUGAUCACAUGACACAUUUUUUGUUGUCACAAAUUGGUUAGAAUGACUGUUUAUUAGGUUACAUAAUGAAUGCAGUAUGUAUAUACUUUUUUUUUUUUUGUGUGUGUGUGUAACAUUUUUAUAAACCUUCUUAAAAUACAAAUUUUUGUGUAUUUCGCACAUUGUCUGAUCCAAAUCCUCUCUCAAUAAAUCCUUUUUUUAAAUAAUCUGUCACUACAGUGUACCUUAUCAUAUGUUGAAAUCUUGACCUAAAGAGUGAGGUUAAAGUAUUAGUCUAGACUCUAUCCAAUGCAAGGAUUUUAUGUAACUUGAGGCUAAUGGCAGUUAUGUUCUUAGGGAAACAGAAAGGAUAACACUCCUUCCAGUUCAAAUACUAGCAAAUGGUGUGAGGAAUGGCUAAAUAUACUAUUACCUCCCCUCCCAAAGGGGAGAGCAAAUGGCCAGCCACUACUUUUAUUUACUUGAAGUGUUCGUAAAGGAUUAUCAUGCUCGUCAGAAAUAGUGUCCCUGUGUCUGUCUUUCACAAUAUUUUCAUUUGUAGAAAGUUAUUUACUGAAAUCCGAUUCUCUGCUUUGUUUCUUGCUGAAGUUAAACCAUUUCCUGCUUUAUAGUCUAUUAAUUCUGACUUAAUUAGUAGAUUCCAGAAUCAUUUGUUGUAGUUUGUUUUUAUACUCGUGUUAGCUGUUUUGUAUUGUUUUUGUGUGGUGUGUGUGUGUGUGUGUGUGUUUAAUUUUUUUUAUGCCUUUCUUUGUCCAUAGUUUACUUUUUAGAACAGUUUAGAGUGUGCCAUUGUUAAAUAUGCUGUAAAGUUUGAUUUGAGUAGUUAAACAUUUAUCACUAUUGCCAACAUUUCCUAAACUAGAUUAAUCUAUGUCUGAAGUAUAGGAUGGAUGUUAAACUCCCAAUGUGGCCCCAGGGGUCUUUUUUGUUAGUCCAUAACCUGUUUGACCCAUCCAUAGCCUACACAUCAUUUAUAAAAUCCCACCAUAUUCCAAAGAAUAGUUUGGCCAUCCUACUUGUGAUUUAGUUCAUUUUUUCCCUUUACCCCCAUUUUCUUUUCUUUUUUUCCCUUUGUAUAAAAUUCACAGAUCUCUCAAAACUGCCUCAGAAAAAAAAUAAAUAAAAGGCUCUCAUUAAGCCGGGAUAUUAUUUUUCAGUUCGAUAUUGAAUGUGGUACUUUCUUCACCAUAGCGAACAAAAGUCAUACAGAACAAAAUAUUCUCAGUUUUUCUGCUUCCUCGAAUCAUCAAGAGUAAUGGAUAUUUUUUUUUAAUGCUUAAAUCUUGUUGGGAAACUCAAGAUUAGUUUUUUUUUUUUUUCUUUGAGAGUCCAGUGUGCAGUGGCUCUACUGUAAAGAAGCAAUUUGUCUUGAAAUGCAAUUGACAGGAGGGUGCAUUUUUAUUUUUUUUUGGUGAGCAAAACUAGUUAACUACAGGGUUGCCAAACCGAGUUGACCCUUGACCUUCUUGAGAUACACUGUGUCUGUUUAAAACAUUCUACAAGGGUAUAUUUCAAGGGCCACGGCUUACUACGUUGUUUGAAUGUGGUUUCGUCAUUAGAUAGCCAGACAUAUUUUGAUUACACGGAUUGUGUGAUUCACUGUAACAGCUGCACAGCCUUUAGUCAUUCUAUAAUGGCCUAAAAUUACCGUCCCUGAAGGAAUGCAGGCCUCAUAGCUCCAAGAACAUAAAACAGUCAAAAAUGAGACUUUGUUUUCCUUAACACAAUACAACUGUUUGCGUGUUCUUGUUUUCUGUGCCGUUUCAGAAAGCAUUAUUUCACGGAUAGAGUAUAAACAGUAACUAUGUUAAGUUUGAACAAGCACAUUAACUUAGCUUAUUGGCUUUUUUUGCUUUUUUUAACCUCCUUGACCGUUCCUAGUUUCUCUUGCAGCUCAAAGCUUUUCAAUUAAUAAUCUAAAUAACAUAUAAAUAGCAGUGGCAUUAAUGUAAUUGAAAAUGAAUUAACUCCAGGCUGUACAUGUUUAUCGCAUUUCAAAGAUUGUAUUACUAUGAAUGGCAGCCUUGUUAGGUCAUAUAAGCCUAAAAAAGUAGCUGAUUAUAUUUGAUGUCAAUGUGUGUGCUGAGAAGUCAUAUAUUUCUUCAUAGCGUAGCUUUCUAUACCGCUUAUCAAUAAUUAUUUUUCAUGCAUAAUAAUAGAAUUGCAUGAUUUGACACAGUGAAAGCUACAUGAGGCUAGGACAUAAAGCAUACACAGAUUAAAUGUUUGAUUCCUGAUGGUGCUCGUCUUCCCGCUUUGCUGAAUAAAAGUCUGAUUUAAUUAUAACGUUUGGGGGGGGGGGGUUGUUCCUACUUUGAGAUUGCCAAAUCUUGCUUGAGAAUGACUCUUCAAUUUUGUCAGAUUUUGUUCUAUUGAUACAUUUUCUGGAUCUAAUGAAUUCUGGGUUGUAGUCAUGUAACCCGUGACACAAGAAAGAGGGAAUUGAGAAGUUAAAAGGCUUUGUUGCUGUAGCAGACAAAAAACCACAGUGGAAGUGUUUGUGUUUUAAUAGGUAUUAAAUUCAUUGAUAAAAAUAUAAAAUGACCUCUGUUGCAUAGGUUUAAUUUCUUAACAAGGCAGACCACUUUGGUUUUCACGUUUUUGUUUCAGUAGAAUGGCACCCUUUCUAAAUCUAUGCUUAUUUAAAAGUAUUUUGUGCAGAAGGUUUCUCAAUAUUUCUAAAAGUCCAAUACCGUCUUUCGCUUGCAGUAUGCAAUACCAUCUUUGUUAUGUUGAGCCUGUAGUUCAUACGUUAAAAAAACACUUUAAACACCAUAACCACUACAGUCGGCUGCAGUAAAUAUGAUGAGUUUGCCCCUGGCAUUGCCCCCUGGUUUUGUGUCAAUCCAGUUUUGAUCAGCCUACCCUCACUUGGCGACGUGGGGCAGGGAGGCAAUUGCUCCCCAGGCCGCCCUAAAUCCAGGGACGCCCGCAUUCAGCCCUAAAUCCAUGGGCCCGCCUUACGUCGCCAGAGGAGGGGGACACAGUAAUCCGAAACUCCUACCUCUGGUUGGGCACUCGGAUUUUUAAACUUAUCCCUCUCCCUGCAGUCAGUGGAGUCGGCCGGCCUCUAAUGAUGACAUCAGGAGAGGCCGGCCGACUCCACUGACUGCUGCCUCCUUGCUACUCCUCCCUGGCCUAUGGUAAGACUCUGGGAGUGGGGGAAUACACUUUUUUAUUUAUUUUUAAUAUCCUCCCCUUUCCUUGGCCCCUGUCCCCUCCCCCCCUGUCCCCUCCCCUUUCCUUGGCCCCUGUCCCUCCCCUUUCCCUGGCCCCUGUCCCUCCCCUUUCCUGGCCCCUGUCCCCUCCCCUUUCCCUCGGCCCCUGUCCCCCCUUUCCCUCGGCCCCUGUCCCCCCCUUUCCCUGGGCCCCUGUCUCCCCCCUUUUCCUCGGCCCCCCUUUUCUCGGCCCUGUCUCCCCCUUUCCUCGGCCCCUUUUCUCGGCCUGUCCCCUUUUCCUCGGCCCCCCCCCCCAUUGCCUUCCUCGGCCCCUGUCUCCCCCCUCGCCCCCCUUUUCCUCGCCCCCUUUCCUCGCCCCCCCUUUUCCUCGGCCCCUGUCCCCCCAUUUCCUCGCCCUGUCCCCCCAUUUCCUCUGUCCCCCAUUUCUCUGUCUCCCCCAUUUCUCGGCCCUGUCUCCCAUUUCCUCGGCCCCUGUCCUCCCCCAUUUCCUCGGCCCCUGUCUCCCCAUUUCCUCGGCCCCUGUCUCCCCUCUCCCCCCAUUUCCUCGGCCCUGUCUCCCAUUUCCUCGGCCCUGUCUCCCCAUUUCCUCUCGACCCCUUUCCCCCCCAUUUCCUCGACCCCUUUCCGCCCCUGUCCCUGCUUGGCAUAUUGCAAUUUCUGAAGUUAAACUUCUGUGUUAGCAAUGUCCAUGCUGCUCAUACUUUGAUGGCAUUCAUUCACAAAGAGCAGGGUUAGGCAACCUUCGGCACUCCAUAUGUUGUGGAGUACAUCAGCCAUAAUGCAGGCAAAUCCUUAUGGGAGAUGUAUUACAAAACAUCAAGAGUGCCAAAGGUUGCCUACCUGUGACCUAGAACAUCAGCUAACACUCUCAGGCAAUGAAUGCCAUCCAAAAAGUCCACAUUAGCAAUAUCUUCUGCCAGGCCAUAGGUUCCUGGUGGUCCCUUCACUGCAAAAGACUGCAGUGGUUAAGAUGUUUUAGUGUCUAUUAAAGAUGUUUAAGAUAUAUAUUCUAUAUUUUUCAUAUAUAUAUAUAUAUAUAUAUAUAUAUAUAUAAUCGUGUUAACUUCUCUCUAAUUUUGAAAGAAAAUGUACACAGCUGUUCUUGUAAACCUAAAAAUGAUGCUUUAAUUAAGAGUAUGAUGUUGAUAGCAACGACCAUUUGGUCUACUGUACAGUAAGAUUUCAGUGUAAUAUUUUGCAAUUGUUAAAUAGUAUCGGUAUCCAGGAAACGUCUCCAUGAGAUCAAGUUGACAAUGAGGUUGAAUGUAAUAGUGGGGGACGGACCAGGAGUGGGUUCUUUGGAGAAUAAGAGGAAGUAGUGAAGUUCGGAUGAAGCAUCAGACACCAAUGGCAGAAAAUGAAGGUAUUCAGCAAUCAUUAUUUUUUAUUUUAUUUUUUUCAGGACAGGCUUCCCCAAACUCCGGCCCUCCUGAUGUUGCUGAACUACGACUCCCAUGAUUCUCAACCUAUCUAUUUCAUUCAUAGAAUCAUGGGAGUUGUAGUUCAGCAACAUCUGGAGGGCCGGAGUUUGGGGAAGCCUGCCCCAAGACUACAAGUCACAGACCAUGAUCCCUUGUUUUGAGAAGGUUGGCCAUCAAACCUUUCAAGAACAGUUCACAUAGUACAUUAACUAAUAUGUUCUAUGACUGCCCAAAAACAAAGUGGUUUGCAUGAAUGUCCAAAGUACUUACAGCAUAUACAUUUUAUUAAUCUUCUUAUAUUUUAUAAAGCGCGGUCACUUUCCACAGCGCCAUCUAUGGGUACAAUGGUACAAGUGAAAAUACACCGUACAGUAUAACUAAGACACAAUACACAAUUUGACAAACUAAUACGGGUGGAACAUAGAGCCCUAUUCCCAUGGGGAAUAACAUAUUUUUAAAAUUUAUUUCUUUUACAUUAGCAUUUUUAGAUAACACAACAUGUAGACAGACAUGUUUUAUAAAUCUAUUUUUGUUGCUGUUUUCUUCUGGCGGUAGCUAAAAAUAAGGUUGACAAAAAUGAACAGUAAUGGUGUAAUGUAUAAAUCUAUUUAUUUUAAUGUCACAGAGACUUGUAGUUGCAUAGAGUACCAUUCCAACGUAGGUGGUAGAGACUAAUACAAUAGACGAGUUGUAUUGUCCUGAGCACACAACAAAGUACAGCCUGUUCUUUUAAGGACAAAAUUUUUUAACCAGAUGGCAUGAAUGGGAUUUUAUCUGCUCGGAAACUCUGUUUCUUCGUUUUGAGCCAUGUGAAAGCGUUCUAAACAUUCUACCUUACCUUUACACAACCCCACACUCUCCCUCACACCCAACCCAUUAUAAUUAUCUUAAUUAAAAACUUAAAAUGAUCAUAUUCUUUAGAGCCUUUUGUGUUAAAUUGCUUAGGCAUGAUCGUUUUAUCAAUACUUUUAUACUUAACAUUCCAGGGCUAUUGAUUUCCAGUGAAAAGUAAUUAAUCUUGAGCUUGAACAUUAAGAGGAAUAUCCAGCAAGCUAGUGUGCCUUUUCUUACUCUGUUUAUCUAUCCAUCUAAGAUUAGGGUGAGGUCAGUCUGUAAAGUAGUCCGCAUGAGGUAGGCUUUGGGGGGCACAUUUUAAUUACAUAGUUCAACGGAGGAUAAUAAAUUACAGCUUUCUUCAUUUAAUGCCCUUAAACAUGUUGUUAACUCUUUUUCUAUGUGUGACUUCUCCGAACUAAAAGCCAUUUCCCUAACCGUCACGGAUGAUGAAACUAUAAUGAUGUAUGCUCAGAAUGGGGCCUCUAUGGAUUUUAGUUUGCGUUUUUUGUUUUUUUUUACUUAGGCAGUAAAUAGGGGGUGGGAUUGCAGUGCCUCAUUAAAAGUAUCAAGCGGAGCAACGGUUUAAGCUCCAACAUAAAAUGCAUAUCCUACACACACAAACAUGAAAGAGAGAGAAGUUUUGUUGGUGCGUCUUUAAAAAAACAAAAAAAAAACAAACCCAAAAUAUAUAUAUAUAGUUUUUGUUUUGCUGACUUACUGGCAACUAUGUUGCAAGAUAUUUUUUAAUUUUUUUAUCACAAAUAAUUGCCCCACUGGGUAUUCCAAUUGAAUGCCACUUGGCUACUAUUCAGUGCUUUGAUUGGGACUGAAUCUGUGAAACAAACAUACUACUUCCUCCCACCUCCGCAUUUGUCUUUUUUUUUUUUUUGCUUUUUUUUUUUACAAUUCAAAGUAAAAAGCCGUAAUCUAGAGCAAUAAUCCAAUGCCGUGUUUCAUGUUAAACGUGCUUAAUCUUUAUUUUUAUUAAGUUAAAACCAUAUCUCAAACAUACGGAGCUAUGGGCUCAAAGCGUCUCCUACCACCAGCGAUCACAAUCUAGGCAUUCUCUAAAUACUUGCAUUUUAUCCAGACUGAACUAAAAUUGUAACCCUGUUUGGUUAUAUAGGGGAGUAUCCAUUAAUUGACUAAAGAACACUAGAGUGUUCGCAAUACAAUCCUGUUCUCUAGAGAAGAAACACCCACUCGUGUGCAAACAAAAAAUGAUAAAAUAAAGAUUUUAACGGAGGCUCCAUCUCCGCCUCCUGCAACGUCAUAGAGAAGGCAUAGCAUGACCUCCUCCAUGAUGGCUCAGUCCAAUGCUUCUCAUAGAAGAGCAUUGGGCACCUAAUGAGUAGAGAUGUCCCGAACUGUCCGCCGGCGAACAAUAGCGUGUUCGCGUUGGGCGAACAUAUCCGAUUUCCGGUCCGCCCCCUAUACGUCAUCAUUGAGUAAACUUUGACCCGGAACCUUACAGUCAGCAGACACUUCCUGGGAGGGAGGGUCUGCUGCUGAUUGGGUGGAAUGUGUCUGCUGGCUGUGAGGUUCCGGGUCAAAGUUUACUCAAUGAUGACGUAUAGGGGGCGGACCGGAAAUCGGAUAUGUUCGCCCAACGCGAACACGCUAUUGUUCGCCGGCGGACAGUUCGCGACAUCUCUACUAAUGAGCAUGCACUGCUAGUACUGUCCAUCAAAUCAAUGCUUUCCUAUGGGCACUUCCAGACCACGUGACCCAGUUUUACUGCAGAAGAGCCUCUAGUGGUUGUCCGUAUGAGAAAUACGUCCCAAUUUUGAAAAAAAAUAUUUUUAUAGCCGAGACACAAAUAAAAAGCCCAAACCCCGUACUGUAUUUCAAUAUUCUUCUAUCUGGUUAUGGAGUGGAAAACUGUCUCUUGUCGGAAGCCAGCGGUUUUUAAAUGUCUGUAUGAAUUAUAUUCCUUCCAUACCGAGCAGUCAUCCAAAACUAGACACAGCAGUUCCCGUUAAUUGGAUUACCUUUAAAAAAAAUAAUAAUUUUAAACGAAAGAAGAUAAAAUGCAGGAGAUAAUAUGGAAAGUUAGCUAUUUGGAUGAAUUAAACAGAAUUCGUUGCCAAGAUAAUCUGCCACUUUUUUUUUUUUUAUCUGUCUUUUCUUUUUAACGCUUAGCCUUUAAUUGUCAAAUAAUGCAUGUUUGCAAUGCCAAAAAGCUAUUUGCAGACCAGCUGAAAACUAUUGUUUGCAUGUAAUAGUAAGAUUAUGGUUGUGUGUUUUACAACAUAGCAUUUGCCAGAUAGACAAUAGUAAUCUAGUUAUUCUUGAAAUGUAAUUUUUUUUUUAAAUGCGUCCCAGCACUGCAGAAACCAAUCUAUAAUUAUUAUUUUUUUUUAAUUUCUUUAUUUAUGUAUUUAUUGGGGUUUGUGAUAAACCACUGCAUGGAAAGAUCAAAAUCUUCUCUCCCCGCUACCCCCUCACUCCCCUGAGUGAGCAGAAGUCUUAUUUCUAUAAGAUUGUGUCUAGGCCUCCAACUUCACAGUUCGGCAAACUAGUCUGUCUCCUUAACAGAGCAGUCUCCUGUUACUGAUAGGCAUUCAAAGCAUGUUGUUUUGAUAAAGAAUAACUCUGAACUCACUUCCCUUACAUAAUCUGGUCUGCUUAUCACAUUGUUAUCUGUCUGGGGGUAUUACUGCAUUAAGCACUUCCAUUAGUAUUUCCAAUAUUACAAACCGCAUGGAAGGCAGACAAGCUGACAUAUUUAUGUGGGUUUUUUUUAUAGUUGCUUAUUUGCAAUUUUGGUUCUCAAUCAACCCUCAAAAUAAGUAACAUAAGUAACAUGCAUGCAUCUGCAUCCAAUUUGGUGACCUACUGAAGAUAAUCAUUCUAAAUGGAUUGCAUCAUGUGUAUACCUUCCACCAGUCCUAGUUCAGAUGGGAUAGUCCUGAUUUUUGGAAUCCUGUGCCUGUCCCCCUCUAAAUACAACUGUUUAAUGUGCAGAGCAUUACUGCCCAUGAGAGCGCGAUUGUACAGUGCUCUGUACAUGAGCAGCACUGGUGGCUGGGUGGUGGCACUGCUCAUUAUUCUUGAGAUAAUGUUUUCUUGGGGCUGACGUGCCCAGUUUUUGGGUGUUAUGCCCUCACUUUGGCCACUUCUCUCCUUAUCUCCCAUUAAACGCUUUCUAUAGUUUGCCAUUUCACUUCCCUCUUUGCUGUUCUCGCAGUUAACUUGAGGCAUGGAAAUACUGGUUACCAAAACUUGCGUAAUAAAUCCUUAAAACUACUGAUUAAAUAGUGAAAGCACGGUCUAGUAAUGGUCUAUGUUCCAUCUACGUACUGAGACACUUUGAGGCGAGCCUAGACUCAACUGACGUAAUGUGUCAUGUUGUCACUUUAACAAAUCCAUCAAAUAUUGGAUGUUUGAUUGUGCAUUGCCCUUAACGAACGCCAUCGUAGCUUAAAUCUGCCAUUUCCCCCCCUUCCUUUGUUAAAAAAACAGAUGCCGACCUAAGGAAUUUGAUUGGUUGCUGAAAGCUAUACUACCCAACAAUAGUUUGUUAAAUCAACUCAGUAAGACAAAGUAGAGCAGGGCUCUGAGCUCUUUGAAAUGAUUGAGCAGUGAAACAAAAUAAUGGACUUCACAUUCUCUAUACACAUAACCGUGCGGUUUGCCCCAUUUUAAGGGGAAGCGGGCAACAAGUAGACUUUUUCUCUAUUUGAACAAGUAUAAAACAAAUUUGAGGCAGUAUUUAAUGACCGUUUGUUUAAACCCCUACAAGAUAAUAAUUUUAAAUUACAGGAGACAAUGAGAAUUAUUUCUGAAGAACAAUUUAUGGGGCAAUGACCAUCGAGAUAUAUUUUGCCUGCCAGCUGUCCUUUGUACAUGCCCACACUGUGUAUGUUUUGGUAAUCGAAAGCCAGAGUGCCGAUAUUGGCUUAGCAGUGCUAAAGACGUCUGGGUCUUUCCUCCAAAAAUUGCAUCAUUGUCCUGCAAGCCUGUUCUUGGCAUAGGGUCGAUGUUGCACAAGGAACAAAGUAUGCUAACAAUUAAAUUGCAACUUUGGCAUCAAACAUACAAGCCAGGGCAAAUGCUACUGACACGGUGCAUCAUCUGAUCCGGUGAGCAACAUACUACUCAUGAUUCCGGUGUCUCAUGCCUCACUGCCAUUUAAAGGGUUAUCUCGGAGCUGAGAUCAGAAGUGGGAGUCACUUUUAUACUAUGAAAGCAGAGCAUCUGUCUCUGGCUUUUCCCCUUUCCUUUCCCCCUGGAGCUGUAGCAGAUCUGUGUCUGGGCACCAUUUUGCUGUUAAAUUCUCUGAUACCAUUAUCCUUUUAAUCUACCUCCACAUGAGAUGAUCCAGACCCCAAGGGAAGAUGGAAACAGGCAGGAUUCCAGGAGGAAGACUUGGCGAGCUUUGUAUACUCUUGUUUGACAAGGGACUUCAUUGCCAAAACACGAUUAAAACAAAUUUUACAAUGCCAUGCUGCACUGGUAUAUACUUCACCUCUUGCCGAUUUAACAAAAAACAUUUCCAUUUUAGUGAGAUAUAUAAUAUAUACACACACACACACACACAUUUUUGUUUCCAGGAUCUAUGCGCGGUGCAAUAAUUUAAGCUGUGCACGUAGAGAGAAUUAUUUUCUAAAGUUCCCUUAAAGGAACAUGGAUUCCUAAUGGUAUAGUGUUCUCCAACCGAGGUAUUACCACUUCCCCCACCCGCAAGGGUUUAAAAGCUGAAAAUUACUUGCCUUUCUUCCCUUACUAUGCUGGUCUCGCCGUUGCUUCCCCACCUAUCAUUGAGAUGAAGUGGUCUGGGGGCAUUAAAAGUAGUACCAUAAUCACUAAAGUGUCCAUAUUGUCCCGUUAAUGUUUUGUGUGUGCACUUUGCACAUGUUCAUUUUAAGUAUGUUUUGUUCAUUAUUAAGACCGUUCUUGUUUGUUGGAAGUUUUUUUUUUUUUGUUUGUUUAGUUUUUUUCCUGACUGGCAUAAUACUUGUUUUUCUUUCUCAUUUCAAAUUCCAUUGAUUUCCCACCACUACACAUCUCCUUCACUGUUGGCUGAAAUGCAGCGCAUGUCAAGAGAACGGUGUCUGUUUUAGUUAAAAUAGUUUAGGUGACGAAGUGCAUUUUCUUGCUUCUCCACACGUUAUCAGACAAUUUGGACUCAUUCCCUUAUAGGAUUGCGCGUCCCCCCAUGCUGGGGCACUGCUAUCUUGUUGUUGCCGCAGUAGUUUCAUAGCUCCACAAUGUCAUAUGAGAUAAUUUUGUUACGGAUGAGUCAAGACAGCCAAGCGGUGCACGUUGGGCCGUAUGAUGCUGCCAGAUUCUGGACAAGUAUGUCACUAGAUUCUGAUCUUUAUGUGAAUAUAGUGAAUGUUUAUUGGAAUCAGGCAGCUUCCACUGCAAGUUCAGCCUUUAAAUUGCUCAGUAUCUGACUGAUCACAAAAUUUUAAAGAGACACCCAAACUCCAGAACCAUUACAGCUUCUUGUGCUGUCAUCCAAGGAUAUGUGUGCAUACAAUACCAACUAUGGGAGGAAUGGAUCCAGGAAAUUGGGGGUGGAGGCAUGACAAUAGGGGGCAUGUUAAUUACUUGGCUGAUGCCCAAAGGAGCAUGUCAACCUGUCGUGGGUGUGUGCCCCUGAGUACAGUACAUGUGGAGAGUGCUGUUAAAGUGUUCUGCCCAUAAGCUUUAUGGGGUCUUGCUCUCUGGUCUCCCCAACUUCAGGGACAGGACCCUUAAUUUUGGACUGUUGAAAGGUAUGUUUUUGGAAACUCAUCACAGGUCCUGCAAAUUGAAGCAACUGAGCACAGUGUGAGCAGGUGAUUUAAAUACAUGAGAAGAAGUGAAGGACUUUGGUGCCAGAGAUCUAACAAAAAAAAACCCAACCUAUUGAUUUAAAAAGGUACGUUUUCAGGGCCAGCUUCCCAGCACCACAACCACUACAAAUGCUGCUCUAAUUAAGGUGUGUAGAUUUUUCAUUUAAAAAGAGGGGUGGGGGGGGGAGGGAAAGAGUGCAUGACUUUGUUCAACCUUAUUACUUAUCAAAAAUUAUUUCUGCGCAGAUCUUCAUCAUACUUCAUGAUACAAUUGCACAAAUUAAUUGUAUCUUAUUUCACAAAAAAAAAAUGACGAAUUAACAAAUGACUAAGGUUAUGAGUCUUUAAGGAGAUUUUUUGGAAAACCGCACCAUGUUCAAACAUGCCAUAAUAUAAUAUCUGCUUCUUGGAAGAAACAGGACAUUCUUAUUACUUUUAAAUGCAUUAAUAUUUAUAUUCUAAUUUUUAUAUAGAUUUUCCGCUCAAAUGUUUAAUUCUAAAUUAAACAUUUUAUGUAUAAUUAUCACGGGUGGUCUAAUACAGUCCUGUAUAUUAAAUGAUUUUUGCAAGGUUAUAGAUUACAUACAAAACUGUCUUUUUAAAACAAAGGAGAUAAAGUCAUUUGUGUGGUUUUAUAAACGAUUUGCCAGUAUAGUGCUUUGUGAAAGGAAUCAUCUGGGAAUGUGUUGAUUUCCUGAUAAGUUAAAGGGAAAAGCUGGAAGUUCAAUUGGACAAAAUGUUUCAGCGAGACAAGAUUCCCUUUGAUCUUAAAGUAGAUUUUGUGUGUUUGAGAGGGUCCUGGUUUUUCACCCCCACCCACGCACACACAUAAAACAAUUUCAUGAUAUGUAAAAAUGUGAAGUAAUACUUGCCAAAACAGCUGCUACUUUGAACGACGCAAAAAUCUGUAAAAAAAUAAAAUUAAAAUUAAAAAUGAUGUUCGUCUUGACCAUGUUAUUACAGUGGCUUGGCUCAUAAAUAAAAACCAUGAAAUAUUAACCAGUAGAAUAAGAACAGGAAAUGUACAUGCAGCAAUAUUAAAAUGUUAAUCCAAACACCAUGACCACUUCAGUGAUUUGAAGUAGUUAUGGUGCCUGGUGUCUGUAUCCAUUGCUCUGAAGCGAUGCACAGAGUUUAACCUCUUUGCUGUCGGAAGUGUAACUCCACCUCUGGCAGAGUCAAUGGUGCAUCAUUAGCCAGCCUGGAACAAGAUUUCCUGGCUGGCUGAUGUCAAUUCUGUGCAAAUUUCCAUGAUCGUAAAUCAUUUGUUGCUGGAGAGCGGCCAACUGAUGCACUCAUCCAGGCUUAUGUAGCUCUGACCAGACAUGCAAGGAGACCAAUAUUCCCCAUAACCAGACAACAACGCCAGCAUACUUGUGGUUAUGGUGCUUGGUGUAACCUCUAACCUUUUAGACACCCUAAAAUGGCUUUUUAUUUGUUCUGUGCAUUGUUUAUAAAGUCCAGGUGGGGAAAUUGUCAAAAUAAACUAGAAACUUUAAAAAAAAAAUGAAAAAAAAAUUUCAAGCACAGUGUAUGUCUAAUGUAUCUGGGGUUUGCGAGUGGGGGAGGGGAAUUAAUGUCCAUGGUUUACAUUCUGGCCGUUUCGAUCCCAAUUGGUGGUGCCUCCACAAUUUUUUUUUUUAUUUUUUUUUAACUGAAUAAACCAUGCCAGUAUUGCUGUACAGUUUACUUCCCAAACCGGGGAUCCAGAGAAAGCAUUCUCAGCCAAUUGGAAUCCAGUAUUUAACAAUGGAUAUUGAAUCUAGAUACUUCUUUGUGUAACUGAUUUUUAAUAUUCUAUUUUAUGUCCAAUAAUUUCAGUUUCACGUUUAUGGAUUUCCUCUGUUUGUUCACGUUUUUUUUGUUGUUGCAAUUUUCUGUUCUUGGUAGUAUCCAUUUCUUUUUGUAAUGUUUGAGGAAUGGCUAGGUGGACCCUCUAUGCAUCUUGUGAGCAAAGCUACUGAAAGAUCCUGAUGUCUGUUCUUUAUUGGCACCGCUGGGAUUACAGACUAGGAAACGUACAGAACGGCAGAAAUGACUUCUUUUGUGCAAAACAAAUAAAUGCCUGCCGCCCUUUUUAUAAUUUGAGUGGAACUGUCACGUGUAGUAUUUGUAAAGGGUUUAGUUAAAUUUCACUGUCAACCCUGCCUUUUGACAAGUCACAGCCAGAGCCCUUCAUGGAGAUCAGCUGGCAUUAACUGGAUUCCUAUCUCUGCUCAGACAAACUUCCACAAAGGAGUGCCCUUUGAAGUCAUUUUAAAGUCAACAAGGACAGCUUAAACCCCACCCCUCCAAAAAAGCUAAUUACUCUUAUGUACACUUAAAGAACUUAUUUUGAUACUGUGUAUCAAAAAUAUACAGCCCUAUGUUCCAUUAUGCGGACUGAAAGGAACGUUUCAUACAAGGUUUCACUUGAAUUCACCUACAGUCUAUUAACGUUUUGUUAUGACCCAAUUUAAAAAAUCAAAAAAAAUCAAAUAGCCAGUACAGAGUAUGCAAUCUGUACGUACAUAGCUGAAAGUUAUGAGCUUCUAUCAGUUCUGAACAAGUCAAUGUUUACAGUGCCAGACAGAGGAGAUAUGCUCAUAUACACUUCCUCACCAACCGCCAACAACAGUCCUGGAGUUAAACAAAAGUUGUCUAUUUAUCCGUGACCUCUGACAUUUGCUAACAGCCUUGAUUAUUGCUAUCACUGAAAGCAUGCUGAUAUGGCCAGUUCAAAGAAGAAGCUUGUUCCCAAUACUUUUUUCUCAAAAGGCAAAAAUUUCUUGACAAGUAUUGUUGAAUGAAAACAAAGCACAGUGCUACCACCAUCAUUAAGUUUGGUGUUUAAAGGACCACUAUAGGCACCCAGACCACUUCAGCUUUAUGAAGUGGUCUGGGUGCCAGGUCCAUCUAGGAUUAACCCUUUCUGCUGUAAACAUAGCAGCUAUGUUUACCUAUGUGUUAAUCCAGCCUCUAGUGGCUGUCUCAUUGACUGCCGCUAGAGGCGCUUCUCAUUGAGAAUGCUUUCCUAUGGACUGCUUGAAUGCGUGCGCGGCUCUUGCCGUGCAUGUGCAUUCAACCAAUGACUGGGAAAGGAGGCGGAGAGUCCCCACCGCCGAGGAAGCCCGGCGGUGGAGAAAAGGUAUGUGUUUAGCCCCUUCCUCACCCUAGAGCCCCGUGGGAGUAUGUUUUCCUGGCACUAUAGUGGUCCUUUAAUUGUUGGUGAUCAAGCUUAUCCCCCUUAAGAAAACUGCUUCUGAAGUAAAAUGGAAUCAUGACAGAAUAUUUCAGUUGUGUCCUUAAGCAGUUAAAUUAAGAUAUUGAUUUUCCUUUAGAGCUUCACUAGGCCUCUGUAACAAUUGCUAACUGUGUAUUUAUUAAAGCGUAUAUUUGUGUGUAUGUAUAUGUGUGUGUGUAUAUAUGUAUAUAUAUAUAUAUAUAUAUAUAUAUAUAUAUAUAUAUAUAUAUAUAUAUAUAUAUAUAUAUAUAUAUAUAUAUAUAUAUAUAUAUAUAUAGUUUUAGUUUUAUCUGACUUCCUCCCCCCAAGUUCUUUAUGGUUACUGUGUUGCAUUCCCCCCCCCCAAUUUAUAAUUAUACUGAGGCUUUAUCAUUAAGCAGAUGUUUUCUAUUUUGAAAGAAAGUAAAUGAUUGCAAUUAACCAGAUGCUGAACUAAGGGCGCAGGGCCAUUCAUCCUUCUCUGUGCAAGAGCUGAGUGUACAAUUCCUGAACAUGUGUAAACAUUCUAAGCAUUUUUUUUUUGUUUCUUUUGGUUGAAGUGAGGCAGAUUAUAGAAAUCUUGUCAUUUACUAAUUUUGUGUAAUUUUUGUUUUAAAAUAUAUUUAGUUUUACAUUGUGAUUUAACUUUAAAAAAUUUUUAAAGCGACCUGUAACAAAAUAAAGUUUGGGGUGGGGGUUAUUUUGUUUUAGUCCAUUUUUUAUUUAUUUAUUUUUAAAUUGCAUGCAUGUGUGCCACUGCCUAUAUAUCUGAAAGUCUACGUGUUUUUGAGAUCAUGAAAACAUUUUUAUUGAAACAUCUGUUUCCAAUUAUGUUUCAUACGAACCAUAAUUUAAAAUGUUCAUUUUGGAUGUAGUGUUUAAAACAUUUUUAUUUUUACGCAUACUCCAUGCUACUUUCAAAUAGGUUUUUAUAGACCAAUCUUUUUGAGAGGAUUCAGUGUUUGCAUAAGUACUUAUCAUAGUUUUUGUGUUCUCCUGGUAUAGAUAUUCUGAUGUAUCCCUAUUUUCCAUAGACAUUUGGUUGAACUGGACACAUCUAAGAUGGAAGGUACAAAUCUUCCCCAGAUGGUGUUACCACUCCAUUUCAUAGAUUUGACCUGGUUCUUGUAAGCGAAGCAACAUAAAAAUAGUCAAGUGGAACAGGAGUGGAUUAUUUUUUAUUUAUUUUUUCUGGAGAAGCUCUUGGCUAUUUUGUUUCUUGAACCUGCCAUCUUGCUAUUAAACAAGUCUUAGGGCACGAAUUACCAAGUGAUCACGUGUGUCCGUCAUGAUAGACAUUCACCACUGCGGGUUGAGUUUUCAGCAGAAGACCUUGCAGUUGAAGUAGGUAACGAUGGGCCUGAAUGCCACAUUGCUGUAUCCAGAACCAGGGAACUGAUGGCCAGUCCAGACAAAAAUGAGGUCAAGAAAGUGGCAGAACAAAUCAAAGCCUGGGAAGGACAUUCUAGAACACAGGCAGAAAUGUGCUGGGUAUAGGGUGCUACAAAACUGAACAAGAAAAGUGUUGGUUAUAUGGCAGUUGAGACAUAUUUAAAAAAGUUACUUUUAAGUUGGUUAUUUUGGAAAAACCCAUAUGUUGCAUUGGAAUUAAAACCUUUGUCUUUAUAAAUUCCAAAUUUCUGGUAAAAGAUGGAUAGAUUUUUUUUAUUUUUAUUAGAGUUACACACAUAGUAGACAUCUGUGUCAAUAUAUGUAAUGAAUAAACUAUUGAGGAAUACUUUAAGGCUAGACAUGGUUCCACAAACAAAAUCAUAAAAAAGGAGUGUGAAAAUAAAAUAUUAUUGAUAGAGGCACUAUAGGUUUAAGGUCACUAGUCAGUUUAUGACUUGUCCUACGCUGCAGGCGGUCAGCUGACUAGGCUGCUUAUCUAUGGGUUAUAUAUGUUCGUAGGUCGCGUACCUCUAGGCAUAAAACUAAACACUCAUAGCCAUGUUUCAGAAGGACGAACUGAAAAAUUAAAGAAAAGUGAAAUGAAGGUAAAGAAAAAUUAACGAAGGCAUCAAAAGCAUUUUGGGACUGUUCAGGGUGCUUAUAUAUGUGCAAGGCUUGGGAGAGUGUCACUGGACCAAAUUAUGUGGGACCACUCACUCUGGAGCCUUCUUCUUUUGUGGUAUGUCCACUCGGUGUGUCUCCUCCAAUGUGGUAGCGGCCAGUAGGCCAAAAGAUUGGAUCUAUAAUCUGCUUUCCGUUUUUAAUUAUUGCCAUUAUCCAAAAGCUCAUCUUGUCUUACAAUGUGCAACUGACGCUUGUAACAUUGCAUCAAACAUGCGCAAGAUCAAAUGUGGUUCCUGUUUUCAAGUGGAUUUCUCUGUAGGAUCCUGUUUUGUGCGGAUUUGCAUGGGUAUAUGUACAAAUCUGAUUUUGCCCCAGUUUCAGAGAUUUUUGAGGCCCACCUCUAAAACCACCAGCUCCCUCUAGAGGCUUAUCGGCAAACUUCAAGAUUAAUGAACAAAAUAUAAACACCAGAGCAUGAAUAGAAGGGAAAACACCACAAAAACAUUGUUUGCCAAUAUUUAUUUAUUUAUUUAUAAAAUAUUUUACCAGGAUGGAUACAUUGAGAUUUCUCUCGUUUUCAAGUAUGUCCUAGGUCCACAACAUUGCAUUGUUACAAUAUUACAAAAAUAAUAGAUAUCAGGUAAUAAAUAUAUUCAACCAUGACUGGUGCAUUCUGUGCUCAGGUAUAUUGCCAUAGAUCUCUUAAAAGAUUUUAGGUUGAAUGAAGAUUUGACUGUGUCCCUGAGGUUAUUCCAUAAUUGCUGUGCUCUGUAGGAAAAGGAGGAUCGAGCCACUUUAUUUUUGUAUUGCAGUAUGCUAAAUAUCGUGCUAGUACUGGAUCGGAGGUUAUAGGAGGUGGGAACAAUGGGGGAGAGCAUUCUAAUCCGGUAGGGUGGGAGCUUCCCAGAAAUGCUCUUAUGCACAAGGCUGGAAAGAUGAAGAGUGUGUCAGGAUUCCAGCAAUAGCCAGUUUAGCUCUUUUAACAUGUGACAGUGAUAGGUAAACUAAUUACAUUCUAGUAUAAAGCGGCAGAAUGAAUUAUAUAACAUAUUAAGUUUAUUAAGGUGGGUUAGCUGUGCGGGUGCAUACACUACAUCCCCAUAAUCAAUGACCGGCAUUGGCAUUUGUGGCAUUAUCUGUUUCCUUACUGUAGGGCUUAGGCAGGAUUUGUUUCUGUACAUGGCACCUAGUUUUGGGUAAAGUUUUGAAGAGAUUCUUUCAAUGUGAAGGCCAAAGGAUAGAUUGGGGUCUAGCAACAUACCUAGCUAUUUAAAAGAGCAGACUGCUGUCAGUGUGCUAUUUGAAUUUAUUCUAAAACACAGUUGUUGAUUUUGUAGUUUAUGUAAUUUAGGUACAGUUCCAAAGAUUAUUGUAACAGUUUUGUCAGUGUUUAGGAAGAGUUUGUUAUCCGCUAUCCACUUUUCUACCUCUGUAAAUCGGUUUUGGGGCACAGCCUUAAGCUGCAGUAGCUCGGGUUUACUAGCGUAGAUUACAGCGUUGUCUGCAUACAUGUGUACAGUUGAGGAUUUGCAGACGUUGGACAGAUCAUUUAUAAAUAAUGUGAAUAGCAGGGGGCCGAGUAUGGAGCCUUGGGGAACACCACGCGUGACUGGAAGACGGAGGGAGGCGCUAUCAGAAAUGGCCACCUAUUGCAAUCCGUCUGAAACCUACGAUCGAAACCAGGUUAGCGGACGAUCACCAAUGCCUGAGUUUUUAAGUUUUUGCAAAAGAAUGCCAUGGUCUACUGUAUCAAAGGCCUUGGCAAAAUCAAGGAAAAUAGCUCCAGUUAAGUCUCCUUGUUCCAUGCCAGUUUGAAUGUCAUUGCAAACUUUUAAGAGACUUAAAUGCAAAAUUUGUCAACACAUCAGAAAAAAUAAAAUAUACCACAAAAUUAAAAUGCGGUGCAGAAUGUGAUAAGUUCAGCGGCCAGGUUUGCUGGCCUUCUUCUAAAAGUCGGUUCAAUAAGUUUUUCAGGAUCUCAAAAUUAAUCUGUUUACAGUAAUAUUUAAUAUGAGCCAUAACUUUAAAAUGUUAAUUUCCAUAGUUUUGGAAGUGGAUUUAUGAAUCGGAAAGAAUGCAUGUGUCCAUCUUAGCUGAAGUCAAAAGUGAUCUGAAUUCUGGAUUUCUUAACAUUCUAGGAGUUUUUGAAUGUCUGAAAAGUGGUUGAAGGUAGGCUUGCUGCACGCACAUUUGAAAUGCCACGCUAGCAGAUUUCACUGCCAUGCUGAAGAUAAAAUGUGAUGGCAAAGAAGAUCAAAUAAUGUGUAGAUCCAAGAAUGUUUAAAUCUCGGCAUCUGAUCGCAAUUUGACUAACACAUUAUGAUGAAAUAUUAUUCUCUUUGAAGUUGGGCUCAGCCAUCUUUUCCAUAACUUGCCAUUUUAUAUCCAAUAUCAGAAUCUGUUAAAUUAAAGCAACACUCCAGGAUGGAUACAUAAUAUCGACGAGGCGGGAAAAUAAAUGCAAAAAGUAUGGAAACUUUUUUUUUGUAAAAAAAAAUAAAAUAAAAAAAUGCACAUUUUGAAGUGCUUGCAUAUUGCCUAAAAUGAAGAGGUUAUUGUGAUUUAUUUUGCUUCUUCUUUCAAACGGUAAUGUUUUAAAAUUUAAUAUUUUUAUUUAUUCACUUUUAAUCUUCUAUAAUUUAAAACUACAUGGAUAUUUGUGAGUUUAAAAUAAAAAAUCUGUACUAACUGAAUUUGGGGUGUUCCUACUCCUUAACAUAGGGAGGCAUGUUUGUAGACUUGGUCUGUAGAACAUGCAAAAGAGCAGUAAAUGCAAAACUGCAGCUUGCUUUGUUGCAAAAUAAUGAGGUUGGUUAUGCUCAGGAGAUUUAAUUUUUAUUUGUGGCUGCCGAGCAGGGAAAAAAUCCUGACAACAAGCCUCUUAUUGAAUAGGUCAUGACGAUGUGUUGUUCAGUGAGUUACAUUUUAGUGGUGACUGAAAACCAAUGGCACCAUAGACUCCAAGAGCUCCACAGCCAGUCUAAGUUAAUAGAAAGAUUAAUGGGUCUAUUAUCAAUUCUAGAAGACCUCCCUCCCCUUGGCCAUGGCCAUAAUCUUAAAAACUUCUAGAUGUAUAGAUACAUCACUAUUUGAUUUAUGGACUGUGUAGAGUCUGCAUUUCAUGGUUUUAAGAUUUGUUUAAUCAAGUAGAACAUGGAAUGUAUUGAGUUCGCUGUAUGUUCUAUCCGUUUUACAGGAAGGUUUAUGCCUUUUCACUAGAUGAUGUAUGAAUUUCAAUUUGCAAAGCUAUGUGUUCACAGCUUGGAUGAAUUAGGUUUGCCUGAGCAAUUGCUGCAUUAUGUGAGCUAAUCAGUAGAGGGCGCUGUGUCCUAAAACUAGGGGACUUUUUAAAGGUGCAAUAAAAAUAAAUGUUAUUGAUGUAACAAAACCAUGGUAAAAUCAAAUACUUUUUAAUUUUAUGGAAAAUUGGGUUAAAAUGAUUGUAUAAUAGGUAUUGUAAGCAUGAGCUAAGAGAAACAUUGCUUCUUUUAAUAUAUAUAAUCUCAUCUACAUAUUAGUGUUUUCAUUUGCUAAGGAUACUAGUAUAAAUCUGGAUAAGGUAAUUCAUAAUUAACCAUAAAAGUAUUUCUAAACAAAAUAUGUAACCACAACCCCUUAAAAAAAUGUUUGGUUUUUAAAGGGACUGAAUACCACCCAUUUUUUUUAUUUUAUUCUAUUUAUUUUUUUAAAUAUAACUUUUUGCCCAUUCUGUUAGUACAGAAUGGGCUCUCCCCUGCCCAUAAGCAGAAGGCGUGUAGCGUGUUGGGAAAUGUAAUAGCUGCUUUUUUUUAUACUUUAGUCAUAUUAUUUUUAAAAAUUGUUUGGUUUGUUUUUGUUCCUAAUAAACAAAAUUUGUUAAAUGCAUAUUUUGUGCAUACUGUGAAAAGGAUUAAAAUCAGACAUUGGAUUUUAUUUAAAUAUAAUGGAAUUCUAUAGAAAUAUAUUGCUGUUCAGUGCAAACACCAAUCAUACCUUGGCCACAGCAAUAUUAAAUGGCAUGUGACGUCCACAGAAUUACUGUCAGAUAACUGGCCAAAUUGGUAAGCGUUUUUUAAAUGAUCUUGGGUGACCUUAUUCACCUCUAUAUGGAAUUGCUUCCUAAAUGAACACCCUGUUACAAUUUUACUUUGAAAGUGCUCUGUACAUGUAGCAUACCGAAGGGACCGCCCUAUUUUAUUGGAUAAUUAAAGUUGCUGUAAAUAUUUCCUGUGGAACAUUUAAUUACAAAUAAAAGUAGAGGCAAAGUAUCUACCUUUUGAAGAGCUAGAAUUGUUACAUUUUACAGCAGAUGUUUAUUUGGGUGCAAUUUUACAAAAAUGUUUCCAUGUGCUCUAAACCGGAUUGCAUGGGGCUUGUUUAUAGCGCACUAGUGAAGUUACAAUAACUGUUUUAAAAUCUGUUUCUUUCCUCAUAGAUUGAGGGAGAGGCAUGUAGCUUUUGGUAAGAAUGUAUAAAAAGAUAAGUAGCUUUUGACUUUACUAUAUGCCUAUUUAAUAGCAUUUAUUUUUUAAUUAGUAGCCUAAUUAAAGAGAGACCCAGUUUGACUCGAUUGCUGAAGUAAAUUGUCAGUGAUGUCAGACAUUCCUUUCGAAAUAUUGUCAACAUUAUUCUGAAACGGCAUCUUCCUAUAUAAUCUAUUUACAAAAAAAACCCUAAAAAACAUGGUAAUAUGUAAAGUAGACAAAUGCAUAGUAGGGAUAAACUUACUCCUAGUUUACAAUGGCUUUAUGCCAAACUAAUUCAACUUACACUCAGGAACAUUAGCAAGACCCUCCCCUGUCUGCCUUUCGUCUGUGGGUUUUAAUUGCAAUAAUUUGCAUAGAUCCCUGAAGCUAUAAGCCCAUCCCCUAACUUGAAUAUGUCAUGGAGAGAAGCCCCCAGCUGUACAAAUACUGUAUGGCAUGUGCCAUACUGGAUUAAGGUUUCCUUGCAAUUGUCCAAAUUACAGCAUAUGUGUUUAUGGUGGUAAUCUCCUCCCUACAUGUUAUAUAAAAUAAAUAUAACCAAAGGUAGGAGACACACAGAGCUGUUAAUUAAACUGGGAUUUGUCUGAAAUAGACCAUGUCAAAAUAUAAGGUCUUAAACUUAUCUAAUUAGACUAUUUUGGCCUAAAACCAGAAAUCCCCGGUGAAGUCUUAAAAAAUUCCCAGUUUAGCGAAUAAAGCAUAUUUGCAAUGUGUAGUUGGCGAACAAAACAUGGGAGUAAUUAUUGUCAAAACACGUGUCGACAUUCAAGAACAAAGAGUUAGGAGAAUAUUAAUCAAACUGUUACAGUAAUACUGAUGGUUUUCUAUCCAAUUUUGUGUUGAGUACAAGAAUUCCUUAGCAUUACUGGAAUAUUCACACUAAAUGGUUGUCAACAACACUCUAGGAUGUCAGCUACAGUAGCCAAUAACUUUAUAUAAAACCCUAUGUGCUCCCUUUUCAUUUAAAUAAAUAUUCGCCAGAUUCUUUAGUUAUCCUUAAGACUAAAGGCGUACCGUAAACUUUGCUUAGCUGUUCCUUUCUGGUGGAACCUUCUGAGGGGCUGAAAACAUUACCUGGUGUUGCUGUAUCUUACAUCCACUGGAGACCUGGUUAGGUCCGUCAUCAAUUCUCGGCUGCCUUUGUGCGUAGAACGAGUAUUUGGGUUUCCACUUUAAUGGCCUGUUUGGCACAUAGAGGACACACAAAUGAUUUAAAACUAAUAUAUCUUAACGUAAUGUUAAGACAACUUAGACACUAAAGGCACUUCUCCCUUAAGACCUUAACCUUUUUGAAUGUAUUCCUAUCUGGCAUCCUCACGCACAGCGAAUAUUUAUAGAUGGUAAGCUUGUUUGAGCAGGGUCCUCAUCAAACUAUUAUUCCUGUAAUAUUUUAUUGUCUAAUUUAUUGUUAAAUCUCCCCUUUUAUAACACUGUAAAGUGCUGCGGAAUAAGUUGUUACUAUAUAAAAUCAUAAUAAGUAUGAUAGUCUAUAUGACCUUAAACCAGCAAUACAACACCAGCAUCAAUGACUCACUUUUGCAAAAAUGCAGAAUUGCUCUUGACUUCAAAAUCUGAUAAAAUACCUUGACUAUCGUAUGGGUAGGCUUUUAACUUUUCUGCUGUCAGAUCUCUUAAAAUGCCCAUAUAAAUAUGUAUCAGUCUAUUUAGUUAAUGGGAUUUUCUAGUGCCAGGCAAACAAACCCAUUUUCCUGGCACUGUAGAAUCCUGGAGUGCCGCCCCAUCCCAAGUUAAACCCCCUUCAGUUACUUACCUGAAUCCAGCUCCGAUGUCCCUCGGCACUAGGUCAGGCUCCUCCCCUGCUGACAUCAGCCAGUGGGGGAAACCAAAUGCGCAUGCACGCAUUAGACCUCCCCAUAGGGAAGCAAUGCUUUCCUAAUGGGGGUUCCGGUGACGCCGGAGGUCCUCGUGCAUAGCGUGAGGACGUCCAGCAUCGUUUAAACAACUAAAAGUAGUAUAAGAAGCCAGAAGUCCCCCUAAUGGCUGUCUGGUAGACAGCCACUAGAGGAGGCCUAAACCCUGCAAUGUAAUUAUUGCAGUUUAUAAAACUGCAGUAAUUACACUUGCAGGGUUAAGGGUGAUGGGAGUUGGCACCCAGACCACUUAAAUGGGCUGAAGUGGUCUGGGUGCCUACAGUGUCCUUUUAAUGAAAAAUCAGUGUCCUUUUCCCCUAGUUUUGUUUAGUGUAGCUGUGGUUUUAAACUGAAGUUCAUGCAAACACUGGAUGUUAGUAACACCUUUCAAAUACAGAGGCUGUGUUUGUUGUCUGUUCUGGUUAAAGAUACAAAUGACAAGAAUGCCUUCACCCUCUUUUGAAUAGCGGUUACCCCGAGACCAGCAGAAUUCGCUAUAUGUUCUAUACAGAGAUAACAUUCUUUGGCCUAAAAUAGUGAGGUGUUUUUUUCCCCCUUUAAUUACCCCUGCAAAGAAGCAUACCUUUGUAAAGUCUGCUCUAAAUCAAUUUUAUUUACUCACAUGGCAAAUUGCCACCUAGUUAAUUUGGCCAGACAACAAAUGGGACUUUAACCGCUCAGACUGAAAUGCUUUAGACAAAGUGUAACUGAGGUUUGUGUGACCAGCUGCAUUAAGAGGACAAUGUAAAGGAGUGAAAUCACUCUGAGAAAUGGAUCAGUGAACAGUAACGAUAUUCUGACACUUUCACGAAAUGUGUACAUUGUUUAGUGUGCGCAGUUAAUAUUAAAUGUGGUGUUGCUGGUUAAUUGGUUAAAAAAAUUACAAUAAAAAAAACAGGCAUUAUAUGGGUUCUGCUAAUUGUAUUGGAUUUCACACAUACAGUAUCAUCCAAAUAUUCUGCAUAUUGCUUUACAUAAUCGUUAAGAGAGAGACCAGUCACUCUCCAAAGUCAAAGUAUGUUUCUCAUACAGUUUUGGUGGGAGUAAGCGACUGAUAUGGUUGCUUAUAGAAUUCUUGGCUGAAACGUGGAGAUUUGCAGUCACUUCCUGCAUGAAAUUGUGAGCGUUGAGGUGUUUGCUUUGUCAUUUUGUUUACUUUAUUAAGUGCAAUUUUUCCUCCCUAUAAGUGAUAUUACCAUUGGGAUAAGUCUACAGUCCUUUGAUAUUUGGUUUUAAACAUUAAAAUUAAAAUUCAGGAAUAUUAAAAAAAAAUAUAUAUAUUUUUUUCCCCCCCAUCUCUACAUCCAUUAGUUGGAAUGGUCUCUGUAUCUACCAUACAAUGAUCAGACCAGUGAACAAGUUGAGACAAAGUUUGUGGGGUUUUUUUUUUUGUGUUUUGUUUUCUUGCGGAGGGUGGGCUUGAGUGGAAGAAAGCAGUAACCUGUGCUGUCUGUGUCUGGUGACUGAGCUAUUGUUAUGUUAGUUGACAGUAACACCUUUGUAUAGAAAUGUAAAGAACUUUCAAAAUGAGCUGAUAACCACAUCCCUGAAGUAUCACAUCCACCUGUUUCCAAUGGAAAUCACUUCCACAGAUUGGAUAAAGAUUCCGGAGUAGCAAUUUCCCAUUUUACUGAAUGACUUCACAUCUUACUGAUGUCCCUGUACAAUACCUCAGCUACAUGCAUCUAUUGUGCAGGUGUGAUAAUGCUGAGGAAGGAAGUCCAUUAACUCCUUUUAUUUUCUCCCACUCCCCACCUUCAUCACUCAUGUCUUAUCAAAACUAUUCAGUUUACUUACUCAAAGAAGCGGAGGGGGAUCGGUAUUUGUCUCUAAUUCUCUGUGGCUUAAAAUUUUAGUCAUAUGCUACUAGCCAAAUAUUACGUUAUUUUCAUUAGGGGUGAAUUUCUACUUUCCACAGCUAAAUCUUCACUUACAAAUGGCAAUUGGAAAUUUUGAACCCUGUGUGUGUAUGUGUAUGUAUGUAUGUUUUGAACCCUAUGUGUAUGUAUGUAUGUAUGCUCCUCCCCUGCUGACAUCAGCCGGUGGGGGAAACCAAAUGGGCAUGCACACAUUAGACCUCCUCAUAUGGAAGCAGUGUGUAAUAAAUAAAUAUAUAUAUAUAUAUAUAUAUAUAUAUAUAUAUAUAUAUAUAUAUAAUAUAUAUAUAUUUGUGUGUAUAUAGUGUUUUGUUUUUAGGGAUGUGGCAACAUUGGUCUGUUUUUAUGAAAAGUGACAGCAGAUUCUGUCAUUCUAGAAUGGCACAUAGUGGUGGGGGCCUAAUAGACCAGUGUCAGAUUUUGCUACUUUCUAAACGUGUGCAGUGUGUCAGAUAAUCUCCUUAAUCCUGUAAUGAAUUGGUGCUGAAUCUUACACCAACAUUUGUGAUUAUUGAGGGUACAGGUGACCUACUGGACCACCUGUGCACAAAUAAUGAGAUGCUGCUCCUUAACAAGACAGGUUAUAAAUCUUUCAGUGACCAGACUAUCCUAAGGAUGAAUUUGGUUUGUCCUGACUUAUCUGGUAAUAGAGAAUUCAAGACUGCUGCAAUUAUCCAAUUUGUUAGUUGUAAUUAUGGCCAUUGGGCAAUUAACGAAAAAUCUUCUACACUUAUAAGCGCGUAUUAGGCCUUCCCCAUAGGAAAGAAAUUAAUGCCUUACUAUUUGAAUUUUGAAGAUGCUGACGUCGUCCUAAUUCAAAGCGUGAGGACGUCCAGCCUCGUUUCAUGGAGUUAAAUGCCGUGUAGAUCUAGAGGUUGUCUAACUGCAAUGUUUACAUUGCAAAUUUAAGAGAACAGGGACACUGCACCCAGUCCACUUCGAUGAGAUUAAGUGGCAUAAGCUUUAUAUGAGGGAUACAAGCCAUGACAUGUCCCUGACGUGGAAUGAAAGACAAGGUUUAAUUUUGUUUAUUUCUGUAUAUUGUAGAUUUUCUUUGCAGAUACGAACACUUAUGCCAAUAGACCUUGUAAUCACUUUGAUAAGAUAAUAUAAACACAAUGGCUGUCCAGAAUAUGUAAACUGAGAGCAUCUUUCUCUACAAGAUGGUUUAUCAGUCAACUUGCAAACAAUCCCUUAUCCAGGCUGGGCUUUGUAAUUUAGACUUCCCAUCAGAAGGCCAAUCAGUGAGAGCUGAUUCGGUUUGUGGUGAUUGCAUUAUGCAUCCAGAUACCACUCUAUUGUAUCUAAGCACAUUUACUGAUUUUGGGACCUGGUCUGUCUAAUCAUUAGAGGCUGCACAUGCAUUAACAUAUUAGAACAAUCUGCUACUUCAAUCAUAAACUGUUAAGUAAAACAAACUCACUCCCAACAGAGUGUAGAUCUGCACUGUGCCAUAAACGCUGACAUUUUGUUUAGUAUAUCCUCUCUGUGAUGUUACCCGACAGUCAGGGAUUCCAUUUGUGGUAUAUUGCCCAUGGGGUAGGGCACACAUGCCUGCUGCCUAAAAGAUACUCCUUGCUGAUUGGUAUAACUUUACAACCUAUGAAUAUUAAUUGUAAAAAUUCCAUCUUUUAAAUGAGUUGUUGGAUUCUGCCUCUAGGUCCAUACACAAGGAUUGUUUUACAAAGUAUGUAAAGUAUUUGAAAAGAAGAUGAGCCUGUUGCUGUAUUUAUUCAGUGACCCAUUCCAUAUUAAGCAAAUCCUCUAUUCUUAUGCCAACAAAAAACCAAUGGGCAAUUUAUUGAAAUUGUAAUAAAAAAGCCAGUACCUUAACCGCAUUACUGCAUACAUCCUUUACAAUUGGGACUUGUAGCAUAUUGCUACAUGUAUAAAGAUUAAAAUUGCCUUCCCUUAACAUCCAUUGAGGAGAUACGGAUAAAAUCCGUGGUUUCUGUAGGAUCUCUGACCAGACUUUUUGGUUUCGAACUGGAGAUAGUGUAGGUUGGACUAUUGCUGUUUUAUUGUUGAAGAAUAAAGAUCAAAAGAGGGACAUCAGAAUAAGACUUGACGUGUAUCAAAGCCAACUCGCCUUCUUAUCCAUAACACAGAAACUGUUAAGCCUGAUAAUAAUAAAAAGGACCUAAAAAAAACAAUAUACCAUGCUUAAGAUUUUAAUAUAUUGGCCUCAUUCUGUAAUGGAACAUUGUGAACAUCAUCAUUAUAUGAACAUUCCCACCCCGUAACAACUUAAUCUCAAUGAAGUUGUAAUGGGGUGAACUGCCGCACACUUUGUAGGGCAGUCGGAGGAGGAGAAAAGAGGCAGUGUGGCUGGGUGCUUGGGGUGGGGCAGGGUUAACUUUGGGGUGAAAGAGUUAAUAAAACAGUUUUAACCCAUGAAGGUAAGGUGGCGCCUAGUCACUUUAGCUAUUAUAACUUCAUUGAUGUUAAGUUGUUAUGGUGUCUGCACAUUGCAGACAUCUGACAUCCAUUCAAAGUGCUUGAGUGUGAAGAAACUCUUUAUAAAGUGAACCAAAAAUCCGAGCUAAUCCGUCUGAAUUUCAUUUUUGAAAAACCUACUUAAAAUAAGUUAAUUUUAAAUCGUUAAAAUGUUAGUUUAUAAAAAAAAAAAAAAAGACAAAAUAAAAUACCAACAAGCAUCAUGGAGUAGUAUUUGUUUGUUUGAACAGAGAGGAGUAAGAAAGUAUACAGAAAUAAAUAUUGGCUUGAUCUUCUAACCCAGAAAAGACUUCCGUUUUUAGCAAAAGUUACAUAAUCAGUGUCCGUAACUUUAACCAUUCCCCGCUCGUUUGCAGAAAUUGUGUUCUUGAGCUUUUCCCCAGGAUGGAAGGACACAUCAGGAGCUGUCUCCGUGACUUUAUUAUCCAAACCUUCCUUUAAAUAAUGUGAUUAGUGGACAGACUAAUGCCUGCCCUAGCAUUAAGUGGUUCAGUUUGAAUACGGUAUAAUUUCAAGUAAUGCUUCUAUUAGUCAGCUCUACUACUAGCUGUAUCUAUAAAUCUCUCAGAACACCACCAUUAUUUUUGGAGUUAUGGAGGAAGUUUUUUGAAUUACAAUACACGGACAGUGACUAGGUUGUGGUUAAGCCUUUGUCUGUCCACAUCAAGAGUUGACUAAUAUAGACGCGUUCACCCCAGUCAAAUGAGAGACCUUCGAGGUAAUUGCAGUAUGUGGCAUACUAGCCCUUUUUAUGGUUUUCAUCGUAUCAGAUGUUUGUGUGGCCCUUGGCAUUUUAACACCUGGCUGGAAAAUGCCUGGAGCUAUGUAGUUCCUUCCAAAAGCAUUCAGGCCUAUUUGUUUUUGGUUUUCUUUGUCAUUUCUUGUUCUCUUCCUUCAAAACCCCACAAAAGCCUUUAUCACAAGCGAGCACAGGUGAUUGCCUCACAUUUGGAGAAGAGAGGAUAUUUAGAGUUUUUGCUGUGGAAUCCAUUAUAGAAUGUCUGCCAUAACAUUCCGAGAUCUGUAGAUCACAUGACUUGCACCAGAUUUUAAAUUGUCACUCUAAUCACUCCUCACCCUUUUUGUCUAUAAAAUGGUCUGAUAUUUUGCCCUGAAUAGUUGAGCUUUUUCGCUUUGCAAUUAUUUAGUAUAAAAGCACAAACUGGUCUUGUAUCUACCACAAACUCCUAUCCCAUUUGCAUUUACAGGUCAACUUAUGAACCUGCGUACAAUGUGCCCACCGUGUCACAUUAUAAACCUAGAUCUAAAACGAAAAAUUACGACCGUGUAACAAAUGUUAUCCAUAGACAGGAAGUUAUUCCCUAUAUUGUAAGCGCAUCAAAAGAUGUGCACACUCCAAUUUUCAAUUUCGUUAUUGAUUUUCUAGGACACCUGAAAACUGCUUGACUUGUGGGAUUAUAUUAAAACAUAAAAUUACCGCCUUAUAUUUUAUGUUGGGGAUUUAUUUAUUUAUUUUGAUAAAACUUUAAGAAGAGAAAAAUAAUUUACAAUUGCAAGUCAGGGCAAAGUUUGCAAAUGAAGAGGAGAUUCUAGAAACCUAUUCAUUCCUCCUGUUAUCUGUAUGCUUUCCCUGCACUGACUGCCAGGUGUAAAGGACAGCAUUUAUAACAAUGAUUGACAGGGAGUGAAGACAUAGGCACCCAGCUGUAGGAUAAAGAGGUGUGAAUUGAAACAUUUAACUUUGUUGCACACUGCACAAAUACACUUAAAAACAUUCCCCAUAUUUCACUAAUCAUGUUUAUUAAAAAAAAAAAAAAAAAAAAGUAAAGUCUCCAUUGUUCUUUAAUACAUCAUGUGAUUUCAAGACGUAACUGCAAACAAUGUUGUUCAGAAAUGAACAUACUUUGUCUAAAAUAUUCUAUAUUUGAGAAAUUAACUAUAUGAAAUUAUAGAUGAAAGAGAUACAACAAUGGUCCACCAGAGUCGUAGUGGUUGUCGGAUACUACGGGGCAUAACCCCAAAAGAAAAAUAGAGAAAGAAAGAGAAAGUAGGACAAAAUAGAGAUAUAAUCGACAAUAUCUCUCUAUAUGAAAUAAUUUAUAUAAAAUAAGGCCCAAUAUAAAUCCUGUUUAUAUACUUGUAUUUUUUAUUUAUUUUUUAAAUUGUGAAAACAAUUUGUUUGGAACUUGGUUACGGAAAAGACCAUAUGUCUGAGGUUGUCUGUCAUUGAAAAAGUCCCAACAGGUUUAUUACCUGUGAGUCAAAUGGGAAUACUCAGGUAAGCCUAGUGAUUCGGAAUGAUGUAGAUCAGCUCCAGGUGUGAAGCAUUGUUGACCUCUUUUUUUUUACUUGUUUAGACAGAAUGCUCUGAGCGUACUUACUUUACAUCCAAUAAUCAUUCCCCAAAUCCCUCAUCUGUUUCUCCAAUUCCCACCAUUAUUUUAACCUCUUAUUUUAUCAUUUGACAGAAAAUGUAAUUGUGUAUGUAAAUAAAUCGAUAUGUACUAAUUUCGUCUACAGACCAUGACCAUAGUAACAUAAAGGAGCAAUUUUCUUACAAAGGGACUGUCACAGUUUAAAUAUUGAACAUUAAAAUCUACUAGUAAUUGGUUAUUUUUUUUUUACUUUAGAUUUUGUGUGUGUUUUUUUUUAUUUAUUAUUUAUAUAUGUCUGUUUAUUUUUGUAAUGCGUAGGUAAUGAUUAAAAAGCUGCGACUCCAGCAUCCUAUCUAUAUUGUGUCUGAGUCAAAGCUGUUGGUCUGUCCUCCAACCGUACACUAAAUCACGCAUUUUACAACAUAAUGACAUACUUAGGAUUGACUAAAAUUAUUUGAAUAGUGUCACUUAUUGUCCACAUGUCUCCACAAUGUGCAGAAUGUGAUCUUCUGUUGGUUUAGAGAUUUAUAAUCUUAAAUUAUGUGUGGGUGUUGUGUAAAGAGUAAUUCUGGGGCAAAGUUCUAUAUAUGGAGCUAUCGUCAUGGCAACCAAUGGGCAAUUUCUGCUAUUUUUACAGACUCCCCGUUGGACUGGGAUUUAUCAAGAUGCAUAUUACCUUUGCUGUUUUGCAAUGUUUAAGCAUUUAAAUUUUUAUCUUCUAUGGGUGCUAGGUAUUGGCAAUUAAGUAAGCUAUGAUUUUCUGGCAUUAUAAACCAUUACCAGAGUACUAUAACUUCUCAAAUCAAUCUCUAUUCUGGAUGCUAGAAAGGAAGAGAAAUGUAUUUAUUUUUAUUUAUUUUUCUCGCAUACAGUGAUUUAGGGGAUUUUCAGCCGUACAUGGCAAUGUAAUUGUGUUUUUGGCAGAGAAGUGUGCCUCACCUUUAAAUGAUUUCACAGAUCCGAGCGAUGCACAUUUCCAAAGUCCCAUAAGACUGUAUUUCUGGGAAGAUCUUAAAGAAUCCUGUGCAAAGCCAGUCAGCAAUUUUAUUUUUUAAAAGAUUUCCUCCCAGAAUGAAAAAAUAACAAAAUAUAGUAGAAUAUAAAUGGUUUACUUUUCAUUCUCUUUAUAAUAGGUUACCUAAAUUAUUCUUGUUUAAAGGGACAUCUCGUUGAAGUGGUCAUGGUUCAGUGCCCCUGUCCCUUUAACCCUGCAAUGAAAAUAUUAGUUUUAUAGAAAACGCAAUGCUUAUCUUUCAGGGUAAAGACUUUCACAGACGGCCACUAGAGGUUCCUUCUGCAGUUUCACAGAGUUUAACUCUGUGGCACGAUGCUGGACAUUUUCAUGCUUUGCAUCCCCAGCAUCUUGCAAAUCCCCAUAGGAAAGUAUUGAUUUGUGCAUGCGCAUUGGGUUGCGAUUUGUACACAAGGACACAGCUUUGCUUUAUAUCCCUGUGGAGGUGAUGAACUGAUCAUCAUAAUUCUAAAGCUGAUAAAAUUAGUAUACAAUCUAUUGGGUGUUUAUAAUACUAUGUGAUUUAGUGUGUAUUGCCCCGAAGGUGCAUCCAAGCUUAGGAUGUUGUUUUAGUAGCAACCUGUGACUCUUGGGAUGCUUCCAAACUGAAGCCAAUAAUCUACCACCAGCCAGCAUGCUGUAAUUAUAGCCAUCAGAAAAUUAUAGUAGUUAGAACGCUGUGUAUAGGAUACCCCUGCUCCAGGCUGCUACAAUUACUUGUAUUUUUGGUUCCCAAUACCUAUCAUAAGGGAAUAUUAUCUUACAUAUAAAAUGGAGAUUUAAAACUAAAAACACAUUUGUAAUGAAACUUAUAAAAAAAAAAAAAAAAGAAAAUGUUGCUUAUGCUGUGGCAUUUCCAUGGAAACACAUUUAUUGAAUAAAGUUCUCUACUGAUGUCCUUGAUCUCGUACUUCGAUGGUAAAAUGAAUCAAAAGCUGAUCAUGUUCCCUUUUAUAGGGAGAAAUAUUCAUCAAGCGGAAAAUGUAAUUGAAUCUGUGAACGGGGGUGGGGAAGGUGGGGUGGGGAGUUGAGAAGGUAAAGUAAAGAGGUGACUGGGUUAAUGUGUUUCAAUAAAUAACUUGCUGCAGGGGAAAGUGACUACUUUAUCAUGUAAUACAUGAUGUGCAUUGCUAAUUGCGGAUGGUAAAAUGUCAAGAAUCUUGGUUGUGUUUUCUUGCAGGUGCAGCAGCUGUUCCUAAAUGUUAGAUCUGCGUGUGUGUAGUGUAAAUACAUGUAUAAGUAAGUGAGGGUGUGUGUGUGUGUGUGUGUGAGUGUGUUCUGCGUAUUUUUAAUUUUGUAACGAAUGUAUAUGUAAAAUUAAAGUGUUGCCCAAGGAAUACAUUUGCACAUCUUGAACACGUCUGCCCCGUCGUCUGGGCUCUGCAUCCCAGUGGUAUGAAGGAGCCAGUGUGCGACUUCAAAAACUGUGUUGAGGACAACUGCUUGUAACCAUUUGCAAAUUUAAUGCCUGGAGGAUAGGAAAUUUCAAAGAAACCAAGCCUUAACUUUUAAAUGACAAGAGUGUCUGCCCAGUUGAAUACCCUUCCAUUUUAAAUUUUUUUUUAUUAUUCUCAAAGAUGGCUGUUUUAGCCUAGUAAAAAUUUGCGCCGAUUUGUUGAGUUGUAAUAUGAAUGGUUUCGGUUUUAGUGGGUCCUUUAAUAGUUUGCCUUUAGGAAGUACAAACAGCCAUUUGUUUACAUACACUAAACUGUAGCCCUGAUAACAAUGUGGCUUAUUGUAUGGAGUGCUCAGACACAUGUGCAUAAAUGAAUCCCCCUUUCCUGUUCAAAAUGGAUAAAUAAAAUACUUUUGGGUCCAGAAGCCGUAAAUGGCUGCCUUUACAUUAGUUGUUGGACUAGAUCUCACAUACUGCCUGACUAGAUCCUAUAACAGCUAGGGGGUGCUGUUUGACAUCCAAGAUAAUGGCUCUGUUCCAGUCCUUAUUCAUGUCAUAAUUGCUUGAUGAUCUUAAAUGAUGUUUGGAUAUGAUUAACCUUAGCUGAUUAAUUCAUUGUACUUAAAACAAUGCUGGUUUUUAGGGAAUUAACUUGAACAAUAUCUGUAAAUUUAAUCUGGAGUUUUAAGUUCCAUAGUCCCAAAAGUGAAUUAUCUUGUGAAUUGAUUGUGUGUGUGUGUGUGCUGUAUCUGUCUAGCAAUUAGUAUCAGAUGUGAUUGGAGCAGGUUUUGUACAGUACUGGGAAUUGUUUCCUGAUUGUCAAGGAAUGUCUUGUCUUGUUCACAUGCAUGGGCUAUUUAUGUAGCCUCCUGUUGUGUUUAGAAGACCAAUGAAUUGAGGUUUCCUUUUCAUGCACAUGGGAGUGGGCAAGUUGCCUCUGUAUGGGAUCUAGGCUGUAGGAAGUGGAGGGAGCUGGUUGAAGUCCAUCCCAGUUCACUGUUGUUGGAAUUUUUGAAUGCAAGAUCAUGAAUGGGUGGGCUGGGUCUGUGACAUUGUGAAUAAGUAGAGGGGUGGACUCUUAGAAGUACAGGUAGGGGAUAUGGUCUGAACUCUCAUUUGGAAAACAGAGAGGAAAGACUGUGGACUAAGUUUAAUCCCAGGGAUGUUUGCAGCUGCUUUGUAGAGAUACUUUGCCCAGGAUUCUAAAUUACCAUUUUAAGAUUCUAUCAGGUAAGGGUAUUAUACUUUUUUUAUUCUGGGUGACAUUUCUGCAUGCUUUUUUUUGUUUUUUAUUUUUAUCCUUAUCCAUGCAAAUAUACUUUCUAAAAUGUAUUGAUUUAUUUUAUAUACAUAGUUUGGAUUUUGUUUUUAUUUAUUUAGAAUGUUUGCCAUUUAAAAAAAAAAAAAAAAAAAAAAUUUUAAAAAAUUUAAUGAUACAAUUUUGCAGAGAACAUUGUGUUUUUUGUUCUUGUUUUUAAUUCCUUUUUGUAAAUGGAUUAUUAUAAUUAGAAUUACCUGCAAUUCACUGCAGUCACUUAAUCUUCAGGCUCUCUGUAAGUGAGGUUAAUUGGAUGUAGAUGGAUGAACUGCAGGACUACACACUGAGAGAGCCAGGUAAAACGGCCCCUGAACUGUGCCUCUGUUCUGUGUGACACACAAGAUGGCCUCACUUGUGAUCCCUUUAUAUGAAACAAACCCAGCAUUGGUACUUUGCAUGUGUACCUUUGUUGUCAGAUGGUUUAGACACAGGGCCUGUCUGAUAUGCAGGUGGUCUAGGUAGGAUUACAUUUCAGUUUUGAAUGACUGCCAUUUUUCAUUUUCAGUGUUUUAGCAGUUGGGUUUGUGUGUGUUUUAAGUCUUUUAAUUGUGACUUCUGCUUUUCUUACCAUAAGGACUUAAAUUAUUAAUAGACACGUUUAUUAAUUUACUUUCUUAGUUUUCAAAAGUCUAUUUUAAAUGUAAAUUCUAGCCAAGAGAGGGUUUGCAUUUAUUGUCUUUGUUACAUAUUGUUGUUUUAUGUAUGUGUUAUAUAAUUGGCUAAUUAAGGUAUUUUUGUGUAACUUUGUGGUUAAGAAUGGAAUUCUCAGUCACAAUUGUGUGUAUUUUAAAAUGGUUUGUGGGGAGGUGUUUUUUCUGGAAACUAGUUUCAAUUGGGUCUUGUAAAAAUUGACAAAAGGAGUGUUGUUCCCAAUCUAACAGGUGACUGUGUGAAAAGUUAAGGAUCAUUUGCUACAGUCCUUCUUUAUAGAGCUGAAAUGCAAGGCAGGGGGUUUAAAGCAGAAAUGGUGGCUCCAUUAGAAACAAGCGCUCUAGAUUAUUGGCCUGAUACUUGUCUUGAUUUGAUAUAUUGCACAGAAUGCCAAUCCAAACAGUGAAUUCUGGCUGAGUGUAAGUUGUGCUAUCGCUUGUGUUUUUAUUUUGGAUGCUUGCCUUAUCCACUUUAGAUUUCAUUUCUAUUGAGGCUUAAAAAAAAAAAAAGGGUUUACAUUUUAACCUCCCAUUGCUAGAGGCCAUUAAUUCCAACAGACUUUCUACUUUACCCUGUUUUACUAUAAUGCAUCUAUCAUCUGUUUUUGUGGGUUUUUAUGUUUUGUUUUUCAGAGAAAGAAAACUUUAUUAUUCGGCCUCUGCUAUAAUUUUGUAAUUCUAGUACAGCAUUAUGAGCAGUAUUUUGGGCCCAUCCAAACCUUUACUACAUACAUUUUGACAGUGUGCAUUUAAUACAUACUUGUGUUCUCUAACUAAAUCGUGUUACCAUGGGUAUAGGAAACGGGGGGGGGAGGGGGGCUAGCCUUUAAAAUCAUGUGGGACUGGGAUUAUUAUGAAGCCCAAAUGUGUUUCUGUGGUUCCUACAGCAGUGUGUAUUCUGUUCACUUUUCACCAAAGUUUUUUUUUUUUUAAAUCCGGUGUGUAAUCCACGUGGUUCGGAUGCUCAGAAAUUCCAUAGAACAGGUUUACUUUGUGAUGAGCUCAGGCUUAAAACUUCCACUUUGUGUUCUGUUAACUAAUUGUGUCGUAAUGAUCUAACUCCGGGUUUUGGUGAAUAAAUCAUUAACAGAAUGGCAGGAAAGUGGCUUUAUAUUUACUGAUUUACAACCUCCCUGGCCUUCCACCCCCAUCUUUUGGUGUUUUCCCAACCAGUAAAACAUUGUUCUACCAAUACUCUGUAAUUCCUUGAUCAGAAUAGUUGAUACAAAAGUAGCAGCCUAAUACAUUUCUUUAAUUGGGAAAACUCCAUUUAAAUUCUCCAGUCCUGGGUGGGUAAGUAGUUGUAUUUUCUAUUCAGCUGGAAGCUAUACCCCCCUUUAAGUGGCUUUCCACCCGUUCAGUUUUUACAGCUGCUCAGUUGGUUUCUGCAUGCUGACUGCUACUGACAUGGCUGGCUGUUUACCACUUCCUUUGAAGAAUUUGUGCAACUGUAAAAGCAUUCAGUGGCCUGGCUUCCAGCAGACUUCAUUCCUGAUACACACUUUUUUUUUAUUUUAUUUUUUCAGCAGGUUUGUUUAGUCAAUAUUUUUCUACCUGUAAGUAAGAAGUGCAAAGAAUUAUAAUGGAACUGUGUAUAAUACACACGAUGGUCUUUAAUAGGCCCAGUGUGUCAUUUUUAACAUUGAGGCCCAGUUUUUUUUGUUUUUUUUUUCCUAUUGAUUUAAAAAAACUCGCGUUAAAAUUAAGCUUUAAAAAAAAAGAGAUUGUUGUAAAAAGGACUAUUUUAAGACGUUUCAAUCCCCCACAUUCACACUUACGACCUUCUGUUACUAGAUUGGUGGUGUUUCGUGUAAACCCAACACCUUUUUUAGCUCCUGUAAAAUGAAGGCCCCACACAUUUAGAGCUCAGCACUGUACUAGUAACAACAAACCCUUUCCGGUGCACGUUUUUUACUGCCGCGUUGGUUAAUUACAAAGCAUAUCUUUAGGAAGUUCCGAGGACUGCUCUCGGUUUUCACUAGUUCUGUUGCCCCUUGGAGGUGGAGAAUGUCUGAGAAGGAGUAACAUACAGUCUGUCAGGAACAUGGUCUACACAAAUCUUAAUAUCCAAGCAAUGUAGGUUCAUGAUUAGCACAAUACAUUAAAUAGCCAAACACUGGCAUGAGUGUGUUAAUACAUUGCCUGAGAUAUACACUGGCUCAUUUUUAUUUACCUCCGUUUGAUUUACAAGGUAUUCUAUUCAUAAGAUUUUUAUUUUUUUUUAAAUCUUUCUUUUUUUAAAAAGUUUUUUUUUUUUUUAUGUGCUUUGUGUUUUCUUGGACUUUUAGAUUUCAGAAAUCUUUUAUUUUUAUAUAUAAAUUUCCUCAAAUUCUUUCAGUGUAGGAUUAUAUGGUACAGCCUACAGAAAUCUAUCCAUUGAGCAAUGUGUGUCUUGACCUGCUAGUGAGCAGCUAUGGAGACAACUCCACCAUUAUAUAUGCAUCACAGUGUCUGUACUGUAUGCAGAUGCUAAUGUUACAGUCUGGUUAAGCCAUCAUGUUUCACAUGUAUAAGACGCUCUUUGUGACUACUUCCAAACCUAAGAAUGGUUCACAGUCUGGUUUUCCUGCCUUUUGCCAAGGUGAUGUCUUUACCGUAGGAUCCCCCAGAAUUCAGAUUUACACCGUUUAAAAGAAAAAAAAAGUUUUGUAAAAAGCCCAAAUGCUUUUACAUCUGGAUUUUUUUUCUUCUUCUUCGAUAUAUGCUUUAAAUUGGGUUAAAAUAAAUAUAUCUUUUUUUUUUUUUUUAAAGUUUAUAGUUGAACUAAGUUCUAGGAGUUGUAUUUUUUUAUUUUUUUUACCAGUGCAAUGUGUCCCAUCUCCCUAGAACAGAUUCCAGCUACUGAUGUUUCUGGGAAUUUUGGUCCAUAUGAUGUUCAGCCAAAUGUUUUAUACAGAGAGUUUUGUAAAAACAUUCCCUCUCUGAAUAUCUAAGAGGACUCUUGUCUUUCACACAUACAACCCACAGGACUUCUACUGACAAUUGUGACAGUUACAUUUUAUAUAGUUUUUCUGUUUCCCAAGAAUUUACACACGUCUCCUAUUACAAGACAUCAAAGGGUGGAAGAUUUGAUCUGUUUCCCACUCACAAACCAAAAUGAAUCAUUGAUGUUUUAAAUGAACUUUGCAGACUAUGGACCUCCAAUGUACAGAGGUGACAGAGUAGCGAUCAUUUAUGGCUGAACACAAUAAAUUCUAUUCUUUUUAAGGCUUGUCCCAAAUGCCAGCAAUAUAUGUAGUGUACAUUUUGUGGGGAUAUGGUCACCACAACUUAAGACUCCAUUUGAACAUCAUUUUUUUAUCCCCACAGAAAAGUUGAUGAGCUGGAACAAAACGUUAAAUAAAAACUUGAUAUUUGCCCGUGGAAAUGGAGCAAAAAGUCAAUAAGCUCACGUAUGGGUGUCAAAGAAGUUCCACAUCGGAUGACGACUCUGGAUGUGCAAUGGAAGAAUACACUUGGGUUCCUCCUGGCCUUCGACCUGAACAGGUAUGGUGAAUUGGCCAUUGUCUUGCUGAUCAUCUCCCUUAUAUACAAAGUGUAAUUAACCUGCUAUCAAAUAAUUCAACUGGUUUUAGGGCGUGCAAAUGGUUUUUCAAGAAAAAAAUGACAAUUAUUUAUAUAGCACAGAGCUGUACAAUAUCUAAAGUAGACAAACAUUUAACUCUAACAAAACAUAUGGGGACAAUAUGUUAAGAGGGUCCUACCCAAAGGAGCUUACAAUCUGAAGAACAUGUUAUGUACUUUGUAACCGAAAGAAAGCUAAUUAUAUUCUUUUUUUCAUUAAUAUUUAAAGACGGCAAUAAAUAUUCCAAAUAUUUACUAUCCUUUUGAGACUCGUUACUGUCUGUGUUAUUGAGUUUGUAUUUGCACAGACACAUGACACAUUCUGAUUAGAGGUGCAAACAAACACGGCAAAGGUGGUAACGUGAAUUGUGAGGUCCUCGAAAAGAGGGACUCUGGGAUAGAGUAGAGGGAGAGCGUUUUGGAUCCUAAAGAUAAGUGAAAUGACUAGAUUGGAUAGGUUUCCCUACAGAAUUGCAACAAUAAUUUGAAAGUCUUCUAAUGAUGACACGUGCAGAUUUUGUUUAGAGAUUUAAAAAGACUGCUUUUUGGGUGUUCCUGGUUUAAAAACUAAAAGGUGUGUCUGGCAUAGUGAUUGCUAUUAGGUCUGCAGAUAAGCCAUACCUCUUCAAAGGAAAAAAAAAAGCUGCAUCUGGUUAAAACAUGUUGAGAUUUACCCUUCCCAUGUAGCAGACUGUGGGUCCGUUGGAGGAGGAAAAAAAAAACCUCACAUGGAAACAAUGAAAACUGAUGAUAUGAGAGAUCCGGCCUGCAGGAGAUACAGACAAGCUUUUGUCUCACUGUUGUGUAAAAUGCAAGAAACCAAUUAAACCUGUUUAUAGGGGCUGGUUUUCUAGCUAGGUUAAUAUGCUAGUAUUUCUCCUAAUUGUAGAUAGAUAUGUUGGAAUGUCCACUGAGUUGUUGACUGGUCCUCAAGGAGGUGGACAUAAUGGCAGUAUUAAAAAUGUAUAAUUUAUGAUACCACCUAAUGGUCACUGCAAGCUACAUUCCAUAGGAGCAAUCCAACAGCUGGGUGCAAGCAAACUAUCUAUCUAGUGGUGCGGAGUUAGCUUAUCUGGAGCUCGUUAGAGUAGACGCUCAAAGCUGACACAGAUCUAAUAGAGCAUUUGUGUUUUUCCCAUUCUAGUGUCUCAACCUCCUAUCUCUAUUCAGUAUCUCCCACCAGUGGCUUAUGUAGGAUAAAAUUAUUCAAAAUAUCUUCUGUUUCUCUGUUCCAAAACGCAGGUCCAGUUAUACUUUGCUUGUCUGCCGGAGGAAAAGGUCCCAUACGUUAACAGCGUGGGAGAAAAGUAUAGAAUCAAACAGCUUCUCUAUCAGCUUCCUCCACACGAUAAUGAGGUAAUAUUAAGAUUUCUUAAUCCACUGAUGCAACCAUUUAAGAAGAGUAUGCAAUACACAGGCCUGGCUGAAUAUCCUGCUCAGAGUUUGCUGCUUUGUUACAGAUUAGCUUUUUGUUUGUGGGUUGUUGGUUUUUUUUUUUUCUUAAUUUUUUUUGUAUUGCAUCUAAAAGUACUUCCUGAAAGGUGUUGUCACCUAUUACUGUAGGUAUUUAAACCAGUGGGAGGUCCCCUCUAGCACCCCUAUUUUUAUUCAAUUCGGAUAUCCCUGUUUUGUUCCGACUGCUGCUGUAGUUUGCAAUUGAACAAUCACUGGAGUAAAAAGCCAGUUGAGAUAGAUAUAGAUAAAAUCUCUUUUAAAUAUAAUUUACUGCUUUUACAUUUAUUCUCUAAAGGGAGAAUUGUAGGGAAUUAAAAGUGCGUUUCAGAUUUGAGGCCACGAUAUCCCCCAAAAAGUAGCUGACUUCUUCCAUUUUAGCUAUUUCGGCCUAAAUGUAGAAUUCACUUUGAAUUCCCACUAUAGUAAAUAACCCCACAUUGCAGUUUCCCCCUCCCCAUAUGUUUCAGUGACUAGUCAGGUAUAUUUUAAGAAUGUCUACACAGACUGAGCUUUUUAUAGUGUUUGCUCUUCGAUUCCACCUUCCAGGGCUGUUUGAAUUCCAAGAUACAUUGUACUGUGAAUGUUUUCAGACAGCAAACAUACUUUUAUAAUGUUUACUUAUUACAAUCUCAUUGUACAAAUUGUAAUGCCAAAUAACUCAUUAUUUGCAGGGCCAUUAAGUAGCCAUAGUGUAUUUGCCCUUCUGUUGAAUUUGCCAGUCAAGUGUCAAAAUAAGCCACAAGCCUAGAAAUGCUUACCGUUGCUUUUAAUGUCCUAUUUAUGUAGGUGCGAUAUUGCCAGUCAUUAAGUGAGGAGGAGAAGAAGGAAUUGCAAAUGUUUAGUACCCAGCGCAAAAAGGAGGCCCUUGGAAGAGGCAAUAUUAAAUUAUUGUCAAGGGCCGUGAUGCAUGCUGUGUGCGAACAGGUAACUUAUUAUUCUGUUUUAUGGUCACUUAGCAUUUGAGGCUUCUGAAUACAUUUCAGAUAUUUAACUGAACUGUUGUAAAUUGUCAGUGUAGUGUAUGUGUGUAAUAUAUUAUAUAUAUUUAUAUUAGAAAACAAAAUAGGCAGGUUUAUUUACUAAAGUGACAUUUCAAAAUUAAGGUCAAAAUAGGCACACUGAAUAGCUAAAUUAGAGAAUUAUCCAAGUUAGCCUACUGUGGCCUUAAAUUUGAGUUUACUAAAUAACUGUCAAUCUAUGCGGAAAAUUUUCAGGAGACUGUCCCUAUAAAUCUUUUUAUAUCCACCUCGGGUUUUCCUUUCCGAAUUUGAACUAUCUAUGAAAAUUCUCUGUCUGGUUCCCAGGGGCAGCUGAUCCUUUUGAUUUCCUUGUUAUUCUGUAUACACUUGCGUAUUCUGGGCUCGAGCUAAUGCUCGUACAGACGUGAGCAUAAAGAGUUUUCUGCAUUGGAAAAGUGUCAAAUUGUACCCAGAUGGCUAACGUUUUAUUAAAAACACAUUCUAAUAAUGAAUCCCAGGCUAAGUGGUUCCCUAAGUAUCUACUUAACAUACAUCAGCAAUAUUUUUCUUGGUUUUGAAUCCUUUUACGGCAGGAGAUUAUUACACUUUGCUCCAUUUUGGGUUUUUAAAGGGGUGUUUAAAUUCCAUGGUUGGUUUUAUGUCACAAGUAGUAUUUUUUCUUUUAAUUUGAAUGGUAACGAAUGUGCCAACAAUCCAUCAACAUGGAAUAAUGCUCGACUUGUUCUAAUUGAUUUUUUUUUUCUAUUAUUCUUCUAGUGCGGAGGGAAAAUUAAUGGAGGUGAGAUUGCAAUUUUUGUGUCACGAGCUGGACCAGGGGUCUGUUGGCAUCCGUCAUGUUUUGCAUGUUCAACUUGCAACGAGCUGCUUGUUGAUCUGAUCUACUUCUAUCAAGAUGGAAAAAUACAUUGUGGUAGACACCAUGCAGAACUACUUAAGCCAAGAUGUUCCGCCUGCGAUGAGGUACAUUCUUGCACACCACCGUCCUCUUAUCCUUUUUGAUUUGCUCUAAACUCUUAUGAUCACUUUCAAAUCUUGCAAAUCCUGAUGUAAAAGUAACUAAAGUCAACAUCAUUGACCUUUACCCUGGGGGAUAAAAAGAACAAAGGUUUUGUUAAGUCUUGGCUCUUGUUGAAAGGAUUACAGUAAGGCGUGCAUGUAGUGUAGUAGUUUGAAUUACAAAAGGAUAGAAAUAAUUACAAUAGAGAAACUCUCCAUGACACGACUUCCUAUCAUUCACUCUCGGAAGUUUACUAUUUAGGUACGGAAUUCCCAUGUGGCAGUUUGGGUACAAUCCCAGUAUACACAAUGUAUCACAAUUUAAAAAGUAAAAACAUGAUGUUUUUGCCAUGUUGCUACAGUGUUAUGCAAUGUACGCUGAAAGUUUUUAUAUGGCAGUUGAGUGAGCACCAGAUUGUUUCAUUUGGGAAAGUCUGUGGGUGGGGGAUCCCUUUCUUUCUUAUUUAAAAGUGAACUUUAAACACAUAAUUCCUACAACCCACCGGUUACGGGGAUAUGGUGCUAGGUGCCCCUUGGUACUUUAUUGGAAAAAUUGGAUAAUGUUAAUUGCGGAAGGGAACUACCACAUUAGGGCUAAAGGGGCUGUAGGGUGUCCACCCGGGGUAAAUGUGAAACUAUUUAAAAAUUAUUUUAAAUUGGCCUUUUCCAGUUCAAGGGAAGUAUCAGAUAUAAUGAUGGUAGGCAUCUUAUUAAGAACUAAUUACAAUUAAUUUCUUCUAUUUUACUUAUUUUUCUAUUUAUUCUAACUUGCGGCAUUUAUAAUGGUAAAAAAUAUAUAUUUUUGCAGAUUAUAUUUGCUGAUGAAUGCACGGAGGCUGAAGGACGGCAUUGGCACAUGAAGCAUUUUUGCUGCUAUGAGUGUGAAACCGUACUUGGGGGACAGAGAUACAUCAUGAAAGAUGGUCGCCCUUUUUGCUGUGGCUGCUUUGAAUCUCACUACGCAGAGUAUUGUGAAUCCUGUGGAGAACAUAUAGGUAUUAUAUGCUUUUUUUUGGUUUGUUUUGUUUUUAAGUGGUUGCAUAAAUAUAACUGUUGAAUAUAAAUGUGAACCUUUUUUUUCAUUGUUUUCCUAGAAAUGUUAGCAAUAAUUUGUCCACUAUUGUCAUUGUAACAAAACUUUAUUUUAUUGUACUAGGUGUUGACCAUGCACAAAUGACCUAUGAUGGGCAGCAUUGGCAUGCUACAGAAACCUGCUUCUCAUGUGCCCAGUGUAAAGUUUCUCUUCUGGGGUGUCCGUUUCUUCCUAAAAAGGGCCGAAUUUAUUGUUCAAAAACCUGCAGCCUUGGAGAAGAUGUUCACGCUUCUGAUUCUUCAGACUCUGCGUUCCAGUCUGCAAGGUCAAGGGAAUCGAGAAGAAGUAUACGUAUGGGGAAAAGCAGUCGAUCUACAGAUCAGUGCAGACAGUCACUUUUGCUGUCUCCAGCAUUAAAUUACAAGUUUCCUGGACUAUCUGGUAAUGCCGAUGAUACUUUGUCACGCAAGAUGGAUGAUUUGAGUUUAUCAAGGCAAGGAGCCGGAUUUGAUAAUGACUAUUGGAAAGGACGCGAUGAACAAGAUACUCCAGAGGAUCAUGAAGAAUGGGCUGAGCAUGAUGACUACAUGACUCAGUUGCUUUUAAAGUUUGGAGAAAAAGGACUCUUUCAGCAGCCCGCCGAUGACAGUCGAUCUAGUGAGCACUGGAUGUCAGAAAAUAUCCAAAGCAAUAAUGAUUUAAAAAGAAAUGGUCACAGUCAAAGUUUGGCAAGUAAAAAAUAUCAGGCAGAUAUGUACUGGACCCAAUCACAGGAUGGUCUGGGAGAUUCUGCUUACGGCAGCCACCCAGGGCCAGCGAGCAGCAGAAAAAUACAAGAACUGGAUAUCGAACAUGGAGCCUCUGGUUACAAACAUGACACAACACCAUGGUAUAAGGGCUCAUUGGAGUGUUUAUCUGAUGGUCUCAAACCACAAAAUACAAACAUUUGUGAUUCCAUGGAUUCGUUGGCAUUGUCAAAUAUAACAGGUAGAGUCUUUAUUUUUAUCCCUUGUUCUUAUUUAUUGCUUUUUAUCAUCUUGACUAUUAUUUAGUUUGAUGUAGGCUAAAUAUCAAGGUUUGAUGAUCACAUUUGUUUUUGAUUUUCCUAAAUUCUUUGUUCUUUUCUUAUUUCUAUAACAGAUGUUGAAUAAUUUUUGGUAGGGCAGUGAAAUGGUUUGUUUCAUCAAAGAGAAUAUAUGUGGCCAUUGGCCAUCAACACUAGAAUAGCUAGAUUUGCAGAUGGGCCUCUAUUUAUUGGAUGAAGUCUUCAAAUAUCUUUCUUUGGCCUUUAGCCCUCCUGAAGGUUUAUGCUCUGAAUGUUUCAUCUGAUGAAUGUAGGUGUGUCCAACCAGGAUAUGAAUCAUAAGUAUAUGAUAUCUAGUGUAAUUUAAAAUGGCUAAUGUUCAUAGAUGUACUUUAAGUGUUGAGCUUACACUUGUUUUUGAAAAAUUGUUCAUUGUAAAGGUGUGUUUGUGUGCUCUUUUGACCCGUUCCUUAUGGUUAUAAGCUUGUCAAAUGUAUCGAUACAAUAAUUCAGUGUGUACAUGUAUCUUUAAUAAUUAAGUGGUAUUUUUCUUUUUUCUUAGGAGCAUCAGUAGAUGGAGAAGGUACUGCAAGACCCUCACAGUUUUCCUUUCAAAAUUUUCCAGAUAUUGAUGGAAGGGAUUGUGAAAAAAUGAGCAAUAUGGGAACUCUUAAUUCGUCCAUGCUCAAUAGAAGCACAGAGUCUUUGAAAAGUUUAAGUUCUGAGAUUUGCCAGGAAAAGCCACUUCCAGAAGAAAAACCAGUGCAGAUGUCUGCACUGAGACGAUCAAAGUCUCAAACAAGACCUCAAGUCAAGUUUUCUGAUGAUGUAAUUGACAAUGGUGACUAUAGCAACAUUGAAUUGCGGCAGCCGCCAAUGAGUGAGAGGAGUAGGCGUAGGGUUUAUAAUUUUGAGGAACGCAGUCAAAGACCUCAUCAUCAUCGUCGCAGAAAAAGUCGUAAAUCCCGAUCUGAAAACGCACUUCAUCUUGCGGCAGAUAAACCAUCUGGAAAAGAGAAAUUGAGAUUUUACACUUCUGAGGAUUAUGAGCGAAUGUUUCAAAAUAAAGCACCUCAUGAGUUGCCAUCAUACCUUCAGAAUGCUGAACUUCGUGGACAGUACACAAAUGCUGCCUCUGGAUAUGGACUGCAAGGCCAAUUUAUGGAUAAAUUCCUGGGGCUAUAUGGGGAGGACGAUGAUUCCUGGUGUUCAACCUGUUCAUCCUCAUCUUCAGAUUCAGAAGAAGAGGGGUAUUUUCUUGGACAACCUAUCCCUCAGCCAUUACAACAAAGGUUUCAAUAUUACACAGACUUGCCUAGUCCAUCGACUGCACUAGCCAGCUCUCAUUUUGGCCAAAGGACCACUAAAUCCAAAAAGAAAAAGGGACACAAAGGCAAAAAUUGUAUUAUUUCUUAGAGAGUUGUUGGUUCCAUAAUUUCAUUCCUGUGAAGAAAAAUACAUACAUUUUUAAACUAGAAAGACUUAUUAUGGUUGCUACUUUUUUUUUUCUUUGCUAAUGUAAUAUAAAGAGGAUGGCUGGUGUUUACAAUUCUUAAUUUCCCCGGAUCAAGUAGCAGACCUGGAUGAACCAUUUCAGGUUUGACGUUAUUUUGCAUUUUAUCCAAUAAUGCUCUUUAUAAUACAACCUAGGAUCACGCUUCACACUCUGAUGUACAAAGACUUCCCUUUUCCAUUUAUAUAACUGAGAUGCUCUCCUGUCUUUGGACAUUUCAGUCCACGACACUCUGAUGAUUCAAGGAUACAUAUUCUUUGAAGACUCCGUAUUUUGUGAUUUCAUAUUUUACACAUGGAUAUCUUCGUUUUCCGUACUGGCACCUUAGUUACCAAGGAUGCAAUCAAUAUUUUUUUUUUUCUUUUUUUAUUGAAGUUAAAAAGAUAUGCACAUGGACAUUUUAAAGUGAACUAGUUUCAUUUUGUACUUUUUUGUUUAGCCAGUAUUGUUGAAGGAUAUUAAGUUCUGAAAAUAUUUUAAGUCUUUGCUAAGUGUAGAAUAUUUAGCUGCAAAUUAUUUAUAAUGUAGCAUUUUAAACAAAUUUAGCCCUAAUUUAACUGUUCAAAUAAUGUAUAUAUUGUAUAUGUUAAAUCCAGAAACUGAUAUUUUUUAUAUCCCUCAAGAUAUCAUUAUUAUGGACAUUGAGAGAAGCAUUACUGUUGAUAUUUUUAACGUUCUUGGAGGACCUGUAAUAAGUCAGAUCGUGACGGGACUUUCAAUGAUGCAGAAGCAUUUUGUUGUCAAAGUCCCCUUUGCUGUUGAACAAAAAAAGCAAAAAAAAUACCCUUUUUUUCAAAGUUUACUGGAACAACCACCACAAUAGUUUGCUUCUCUUAAACCUUUGUUUGUAAUAAUUGCUAAGUUUGUUUUGGUAUUUUUGAAAGAUUGACUCACUUUCUGUGGAUUAAAAUAUAAACAAUUUGCCUUACUGGUUUGAUGUAUCUUUUUUGUUGUCGUCAUUUUUUUAUUUCAUUCACUUCAUCGCUAUCCAGGUAUAAAGCAUGACAAAGUAAAAAAUAAAACCAGGUAGGCACACCCAAUGAUAAAUAUAGACUUGCCCAUAAAUGGAGCUCUAUAAAAAUAAGAUGUAGGGUGCUCACUUACAAUGAGGCUCUAUCCCCAAAAG
This is a messenger RNA of Pelobates cultripes (western spadefoot toad), 56755 nucleotides long. The record is from the annotation of a GenBank genome assembly. NCBI's taxonomy places the organism in Eukaryota, Metazoa, Chordata, Amphibia, Anura, Pelobatidae.